CUCCUGGAGUUUUCUAAUUCUGUCUAGUGAUGGGUCAAUCCCAGUUUUUGGUUUUCAACCUUGACAAGAGCCCAAACACCAAAAUGAACUGUCUGUGUACUGAUAUCAUUUGAAACUUUCAAACCCAGGAAGCAUUGGAAGCUCACACUUUUACUGGAACUGGGGAGAAGGGAGAGGGAAAUGAUGGAAAAAGGUUAAUGAGUCCAUUUUGUCUUGGAAGAAAUAGGAAACGCAGCAGCCCUGGAGGAGCCACAGGGGCCCAGGUACAGAAGAGAGUGCGCCAGGCUUGGCUCUGCGGGGUGCUUCUCCGGGCAUCUGCCCGGGAGUCCUGACGUCCUUGCUGCUGGAGAAGAGGGCUUGCUCUGGAGCUGGUGGCAUUGGAGCAGUGAGGCGAGAUUGCAGGCACUAGGCAUGGCCAGAGCUGGGAGGGCUUUGUGCAUUUGUUUUCAAAUAAAAGCAGUAAGACAAAAGGCUCUGGGCUGUUCAGAGCCUCCCACCACGAGUCCCCUCGGCUGGGAAAGGACUAGCUGCCGGAGGCCACGGACACUAGCCCAACCUGGCCGAGGCCUCACUACCCACCUGUGUUUGGCUUUGUUUGUGUGGGAAGUGGCGGUUGGACCCGGUGGUCUCUGGUGCUUUGUGGGGGUGCCUCACCAGCUGCAGGGCAGGGCUCCAGGCCGCAGAGCCUGCGAUCUCCCCAGGAAUGCUGCAGGCAUGGGCUUCCAGGGAUGCUGGUGAGCAGAGCCCGGGGUUGGCCUCUUGGGGCAGGCCUGGUGUCUGUGAGCCCUGAGUGGCAAGGACGUGAGCCGGCCCUGCACCCCUCUGCUCUCCUGUCCCCGAUGUCCCCCACCCACUUCCCGCUGGGGGUCUGGAGGCUCCGCAGGGGGCUGACGGCCUCCCGGGGACCCCUCCUGCCUUCUCACACCAGGGGCUUCUCUGCUCCUCUUUCCUGGCGCGCAGCGUCCUGCUUUCUGGUCGCUUUCAUCGCGUUGGGGGGUGUUCCCUUCACAUUCUCAGGUGGAAGUGUUUAAGGCCGGUCCCACAGCCACCCCUCUGGAUCUCCCCACCCCAGCGCGGUGCCCCCUGCAAAUGGGGCCCACAUGUACAGCCAGGCAGGAUGAGACAGGCCCCGCCUGCCAAGAAUGUGGCGCGGCCUCCCUGGCGCGGGGCGUGGAAGGGAGCCGUGGGCGCAGGGCAGCGUCCUCUGCCUCCUCGGAGUGGGAGACUCCACGGGCCGCCAGAUGCUGGGAGGGCACUGGGAAGCCGGAGCUGGGAGGGGAAUGUGGGUGGGGCGGGGGAUCCCUGCGGGGGCGUCCUGUCCUGUCCCGGGGGCUGCAGGAGGGGUCCCACCACAGUGGUCUCACCCGCGCCCAAAUAGAGGUGGUGUCACCCAGGGCUUGCUGGGGAACAUGGAGCUUGGGCUCCCUGGGACACCACGGAAGGCCCACGAGCCUCAGUCCUUAGCCAGGCUGGGCACCGCCUUUCCUUCCUCACUCCUGCUUGGCUUUCUCUUGAGAUGGGUUUAGAAAUGUGCAGCCUUGAGAACGCUUCAUGUUCACUUCCCUUUGGCCUCAUGACAACCGCAGAGAUUGAGUGCGCCCCCCACGCUGGAGCCUCGGCGGUUAAAGUGGUCCCUGAGUGGCGAUGCCGGGUGGGCCUGGGGCCCGCCUGGUCCCCUGUGUGGUUCCUCGCUUACGUCCCUCUCCUCAGUGCCAUGGGGUCGGGCUGUGCCUUGUCCGCCUCACAGACCUUUUUUUAAAUUAAUGGUUCCAGAUUUGGGGGCAGGAGGUGGUGAUUUGGGUGUGAAAAUCCGCUGAGCUAGGAUUGAACAUGAUGGGGCUGGAGACUCUCAAAUGGGACGGUGGCUGGUCCCAGCUCAGGCCCCAGGACAGAGCCCGGCCCACACCUGCCCCCAGCACCCAGCACUGAGCCCCGUGCCCCGCUCAGGACCCCCAGAGCUUACCCCAUGGAGGGUGCGAAGACCGUGAACUAGCGUGCAAAGGAAUAGGGAGCAGUUCCGUUCAAACAGAGAGCAGGUGUGGGGGCUCCCUGUCCUCCACGCGGCCGCGGAGGAGGCUGCACAGCGCGUGUUCUGGCCACUCCCUGCCCCUCCCUCGGGUCUGCCUGCCCAUCUCUAACAUGUUAUACUCACACCCAUUGCUCCUGCAUCGUGUCCCAGCACCCAAGGAAAACCAGCCGGUUCUAGGGGCCUCCUGGAUAAGGCCCACGUGGUUCCUGCCCACGUGGCGCUGCAGAUGUGCAGCUCUGUACCCAGCGCGCCCGUCCCUGCCUGCCCUUGGUCUGACUUCUGCUUCUGGGCUUCUGCUCCUCCUUCGGUUCUUUCCCUGUGUGCCGCCCUGGUUGGUCUCUGAGAGGAGCCCCUGCCCCUGGUCCAGCGCCCGAGGAGGCUGGCAGCCCACGCUUUCCCGCAGCUCACUUCCUGUCUGUGGGCUGAGACUUCCAGACCUUCAUUGGGAAGCCUGCGUUUUGAAGCUGGCGUUAGCCCUUUCUCCUCGAGAAGCAAUUUCAGUCCGUGCAUCACUCCAAAUGGGUUUGGUAACUCCGAGUUUAUGGUACAAUGAAAAUCACUCUUGCCAAGACAGCAAAGGCAGAUGAAAGGCGGGGUGAGUCACACAGGCUCUCCAUGUCCCUGGCAGCAGCCUUUGACACAGGAGCCAGCCACAGAUAGUGCUGGACCCCAGCAUGUGGCCCCAGACUCUGCAAAGUCGUUUCCUCAGGCCUCACCUUCUAGGACCCAUCUCCCGAUGCCUGGACAUCUCAUUGUUCUUUUCUGGUUUACGUCCCUGCUCUGGGGAAUCUACCCUUGGCUAGCAUCACUCAGAAAUUGCACAACUACCAUUUCAAGACAAAGUUUUAAGAGCUGUUUAAUUUAACUUUUAAUGUUGCUUAAGCCCCUAUAGGUAGUGUCUGAGACAGUGUAGCAGCAGGAGAGCAAAUUCUGGCACCUACCCUAGCAAGAAUUUAUGAACAGUGUUUUCUGCUAAAAAUAGUAACGUUCUAGUUCUGCUGACUACAGAACAUUGACCAGGGCAAGCCCCUUGCUUAAUCUUCUGUCUCACUUCUUUUCGUUUGUAAGAGGUGGACGCUGAACUUUCAUAAGUGGCAUGAAAAUGCUCUUUGAGCCAGGCGUGGUGGCUCACGCCUAUAAUCCCAGCACUUUGGGAGGCCGAGGCGGGUGGAUCACGAGGUCAAGAUAUCAAGACCAUCCUGGUCAACAUGGUGAAACCUCAUCUCUACUAAAAAUACAAAAAAUCAGCUGGGCAUGGUGGCGCGUGCCUGUAAUCCCAGCUACUCAGGAGGCUGAGGCAGGAGAAUUGCCUGAACCCAGGAGGCAGAGUUUGUGGUGAGCCGAUAUCGCGCCAUUGCACUCCAGCCUGGGUAACAAGAGCGAAACUCCGUCUCAAAAAAAAAAAAAAAGAAAAGAAAAUGCUCUUUGAGCUCUAAAAAUACUGGCUGAUUUACAAGUGCUUGUUUUGACCAAGGUAUUGGAAAGAACUUUUGUUAGAAGAAGUGAGUGCUUCCACAGGCACUAACCUCUCUGCUGUUCCAAAAACGCUCCAGGGGGCAAAUUCUCGCACUGUGAAAGAUCUGAGAGUCCAUUACCGGGCUAGCUGCGCUGUUUCCUCAUGGUCGUUUUUGGCAUCUCAGAUGACCAUUGACAGGCAUAAAGAGGGGGUGUCUCCCAUCUACCCAUCUAUUUUUCAGGAAUUAAAAACUAUAGAAAAUCUCAGUGGCAAGACUGAGGCAUAGGAGCCGAGGCAUGGGAUGAGAAAUGUUCCCUGCAAUGUAGGAGGCCCUUUCCUGAGUCGCACAUUUUCAUGAAUAAACUAGGGAUGAGUUAAGAUGGAUAUUAGAGCUGGAUUUACAAUGUAUGGAACAGUUUAUUGUAAAUGUAUCUUUUAAGCCUAAGUUCUGGCCGGGCUCAGUGGCUCAUGCCUGUAAUCCCAGCACUUUGGGAGGCUGAGGUGGGAGAUUACCUGAGGUCAGGAGUUCAAGAGCAGCCUGGCCAACAUAGCGAAACCUUGUCUAUACUAAAAAUACAAAAAUUAGCUGGGCAUGAUGGCAGGCACUCAUAUUCCCAGUUGCUUAGAAGGCUGAGGCAGGAGAAUCACUUGAACCCAGGAGGCGGAGGUUGCAGUGAGCUGAGAUGCUACCGCACUCCAGCCUGGGUGACAGAGUGAGACUGUGUCUCAAAAAGAAAAAACAACACCUCAGUUUUUAGCAAUCUGAUGAACCAGAUACUCCAAGAAACGUCUUGACAUAAAAUUUCUAGGAAUGUUGACUAAAAGACAGCAGGGAUAAUAAACAUUACUCAUGAGAAGAUAAGGGAAAUCCCCUGUAGAGGCCCAAACCAAAAAGUAAACGAUCCAGACAUGUAUGAUAACUGGUGCUGGGGCUACGCUGGGGGAAGGCAGGGGAUGGCAAAGGUGGGGUUGAGGUUACUUCGUAUGUCUUUUUAACUAAUGAAUUUUUGGAUUUUAAUGGCCAUGCAGAAAUGGGUAAUGAAUCUUUGAGCCCAUAAGAGGCUGGAAAUUAGAACUGAGAUUCCUACACAAGAGUUGUUCCCUUCCUUUGAAGAAUUACACUUUCAAUGAAAAGGUGAUUAGAAAAACAAUCCAGCCAUUGGCAGAGGGAAAUCACAGAAAGCCUGUCAACCUUGGCCUCAUUCAGAGCAGUAAAAAAUGGUUGUCUUUGAGAAUUUGUAUGUAGUGGCUGUCCUCAGGUGUAUUUGGGGUAUGAAUUUAUACUAUCUGAGUGGCAUGGAGCCCCCAGUCUGAGAAGUGAGACAAAAUUAACCCUGGAGCACCUGGCAGGAGAAAACACAAAAUCUCUGUGGAUGUACACAAAUAAUUCCUACAGAAAAACCUCAAUGAAGACGAGCUCGCAGUCCAGCAGUGCCAAUCUAAGGGAGAAAACUAAACCCCGAGCAGGUUCAAAGAUGUAACAAACAGUAGGAUUAAAUUCCUAAGAGCUUCAGGCAAAAAUAUUAUCAAAAUAGAGAUUUUGAACUAGAAUCAGAGACACAGUGAAAAAUUAAAAAAAAUGAGAAAACAAGUUGCCACCAAAUGCAGACCAAAGACAGAGAAGAUUUAAAAAGAACAAAAGGAAAUGUAUAGGCAUAAAAAAAAAUAUAGUGACUGAAAUUUAACUAAACCUUUAAGGGUUGGGUUAAAAAGCAAAUUAGACAUAAUUAAAAAGAGAAUUAGUUAAGUGGAAAAUCACUGUGAGCACAUGGAAAUAAAGAGAUAAAAAAUUUGGAAGCAGGAUUAAUAGAUAUGGAGGAUAGGACAAGAAGGUCCGAUAAUAGCACAACAGAAGUUUGGAUGGAGAGAAAGGAGAGAAUGAGAGUGAGCCAAUACUGAAAGAGAUGGUGACUGAGAAUUCUCAAAAUUGAGAACAGUCCUGAGCUCUCAGAUUCAAGGACAAUGUUAGGAUAGAUAAAAGGAAAUGCAUCCCUGGAUAGAUUAGAGUAAGCUGUAUAAGAAUGCCAAGUACAAAGAUAAGACUUUCAUAGUAGCCGGAAAUAUAGGAUGACCUGUGAAGAAAUGACAGUUAAUUUGGCCACCACUUCUCAAUGAUCACCAAAGGACAGUGAAAUUCUAUCUGUGAAGUGUUGAGAGAAAAUAGAAUUUUCUACCUAACGAAACUGUCCAUACCAGAAUUAGGGAGAAAGGACGAAAAACAAAGCAUUAGAGAAUGUAUAACUAACAGAGUGUCACCUAAAGAGUUUCCAGGAAUGCACUUUAUCAAGAAGAAAACUGCAUCCGGAAUGAAGAAGCGAACUGAACGCAGAAUGGCGAGCAAGUAAAUCAGUAAAUGUGGGUAAACUGGAACAGGAUUGACAAUGGAUGGCAAUAAUAAUAGCAAGGACAUAUCACUUGUAUAAAACAUGUAGGACCUGAAGUACUGGAUUAAGUAUCAUGCAAGUUGGGAGGACAAUGAUCCAAGUAACCUAGUAACAGGUAAGGUGGGAGGAGAACAGUCUAGAUUAUCCAAAAUCCUUGAAUGAUCUCAUGAACAAAUGAGCUAACUUGAGAUCUUGGAAUGCUGAGUACACAUGUUACAAUUUUAAUCAUGACUGUGGGGAGUUGGCAGGGGCGGGGGUAGUAAAAGUACAAUUUGUAAUUUUCAAAACAGUAAAGGAAAAAAAAAACAAACCUUUCUAAUCCUAUUGAAUAAGGCAGCAAACAUUUUCUGUAAAUGGUCAGAUAGUACAUGUUUUGGCUUUGUGUGCCAUAUGGUCUCUAUUGUAACUAUUCAACUCUGCCAUCUCAGUGCAAAAGCAGCCAUGGAGAAAAUUUAAACAAAUGAGCAUGGCAGUGCACUCCAAUUCAGCUUAAUUUAUAAAAACAGCAAGUGAACUGGAUUUGGCCUGAAGGCUAUAACUUGCCAAUCCCUGCUAUAGAAGACAGGAAAGGAAGUAAAAAGCUAAAAAAAUGGAAAGCACAAAUUAAGAUGGUGGAAGCAGUUCCAAAUAGGUUAGUAACUACAAGAAAUGUAAACAAAUUGACUUUGCUGAAAAAAGCCAGAGACUGAUGAGUAGAUAAAGAAAAAAGUGACUUUAUGUUUUUAGCAAGACCAAUUCUUAAUCAAUAUGGACAACAGAAAGGUGUAAAGGAAAAGUGGGGAAAUAGAUGUGUCAAGCGAACAUUGAUGAAAAGAAAGGUUAUUAAUACAUUAAAACACAAAAUAGGCCUUAAGGUAAAAAGGCAUUAGCCAUGACUAAAAGGAUUAUUAUAAAAUGGUUAAAAAAAAGAAUUCACUAGGAGAAAUUUAUAAACUUAUAUACCCCUAAAAAUAUGGCCUCAAAAUACAUAAAGCAAAAUUUGAUAGAAUUACAAGGAGAUUUAUAAGUCUACCCUUACAGUGUAAUAAAGUAUAUAAAUUUUUAAAAUACAAAUUAAGAAGUUAUAUUUAAUGAUAUAUAGAAUAUGAUACCUAAAAAUUAAUAAUACAUAUUCUUUUCAAGUACACAUGGAACACUUUUAAUAAUCACGUAUUAGGUCAUAAAAUAAGAUUCAACAAAUAUUAACAAAAAGGGAUGGUGCAGGCCAUAUUCUCUCUCCACUAUAUUAAACAAAGUUAUGCAUUUGGAUGUUUUAAAGCAUAUUUAUAAAUGCUUUAAAGUCAUAAUCUAAAGAAGAAAUCAUAAUAAAAAUAAGACUAUAUUAUGAGCUGAACGAUAACAAAAAUGCCAUACAUCCACAUUUGUGGGAUGCUGCUAUGUUAAUAUUUAGAACAAACUUUAGCCCUAAAUACAUUUAUUAGGAAAGAAGAAAGACUGGAUACUGUGAAUCUAAUAGAAAUUAAAAGAACACGGCAUAGGAGGCAGAACUAGCUUGCAGCUCCAGCUUGGAUGGACAGGGUGGCAUGUGGAGACUCUUAUCAUCAACUUUUGCUUCAGAAUUACUACUGCACAAAUAUACCAGGAAAGCCAAGAGAAUCCACAGACCCUCUGAAGGAAGUGGAUUGCUCUUGCAGGGUCUGGGAGACAGCCCACAUACUGUGAGUGUCCAAGCUGUGACAGUGGAAAAGUGGGGUUAUCUGCCCCUGGACACACAUGCUCAUUGGGGAACCUGAAGGUCUGGACUGGGGAGAAGGAUUUGACCUUGCCUGAAGCUGAGUCAACUUAGAGAGCAGAGUGAAAUAUGGGGAUAGAGGAGGCAGUGGGAAAAGCCCUGUGGGCUCUCUGGUUCCCCAGGGAAGCCAUUUCUUACUUGUCUCAUUGGUGUUCUUGGGGAGGUCUGCCAGAGUAACGGGGAAGAGACCACAGGGAGAAGGAAACCUCCAGCUGAACUUUGUAACAAUUCCAGCUGAAUCCCCAGGGAAGCUAUUUCUUACCUGUCCCACAGGUGUCCUUGGGGAGGGCUGCCAGAGUAACUGGGAAGAGACUACAGGGAGAAGGAAACCUCCAGCUGAACUUUGUAACAAUUCCAGCUGAAUCCCCAGGGAAGCUAUUUCUUACCUGUCCCACAGGUGUCCUUGGGGAGGGCUGCCAGAGUAACUGGGAAGAGAUCACAGGGAGAAGGAAACCUCCAGCUGAACUUUGUAACAAUUCCAGCUGAAUCCCCAGGGAAGCUAUUUCUUACCUGUCCCACAGGUGUCCUUGGGGAGGGCUGCCAGAGUAACUGGGAAGAGACCACAGGGAGAAGAAAACCUUCAUCUGAACUUUGCAACAAUUCCAGCUGAAUGUGAAAUCGCUUGGCCAGAACUUGGGGAGGGCAUGAAUCCGGCGUGCAGACCCAACAGGUGGGGAGGUGUGAAAGUCCUACUUGCUUUCUCAUCUGGGAGGCUGGUAGCGUGGGGGAAGUUCUCAGCCCUGUUGUUUAUUGCGUGGAAACAAACUCAGUGCAUCUGGGGGUGAUGCACAGUAGAAGUGAGAUUGGCCUUUUGGGUUGUGUGGGAGCUGGGUGAGGCCUGUAACUGCCAGCUUCUACACAACUCCCACUUCCCUGACAACCUGCAUGACAAAGCAGAGACAGUCAUAAUCCUGGGAACAUAACUCCAUUGGCCUGGGGACCACACCCUCAAUCCCACAGCAGCAGCAACAAGCCUGCCCAAGGAGAGUCUGAGCUUAGACACACCUAACCCUGCUCCCACCUGAUGGUCCUUCUCUACUCACCCUGGUAGCCGAAGACAAAGGGUAUAUUCUCUUGGGACUUCUAAGGCGCUGACCACAGCCUGAUCCCCCCUAUGCUACCACAGCUGAUGCUCUCUUGAAAGUAUUACUUCCUGGCAAGAGGCCAACCAGCACAAAAAUAGUGCAUUAAAUGACCAAAACUAAGGACCCUCACAGAGUCCAUUUUACAACCUGCCAACUCCACUGGAGCAGAUGCUGGGAUUCAUAGUUGAGAGACAUGAAGAUGGUUUACAUUGUCUGAGCAGACAUCCCCUAGUACCAGCCCACAUCCUGGUAGCCCUGCUGUGUGGCUAGAUCCAGAAGAGAAAUAGCCAUCACUAUAGCUUGGUUCUCAGGAAGCCACAAACCUAGGAAAAGGGGAAGAGUACUACAUCAAAGGAACACCUCAUAAGACAAAAAAAUCUCAACAGCAGCCUUGAGCUCUAGAUCUUCCCUGUGACAUAGCCUACCCAAAUGAGAAGGAACCAGAAAAACAAUUCUGGUAAUAUGACAAAACAAGGUUCUUAACAACCCUCAUGCCAAAAAAAAAAAAAAAAAAAAAAAAAAUCACACUAGCUAACCAGCAAUAGAUCCAAACCAAGAAGAAAUUCCUGAUUUACCUGAAAAAGAAUUCUGAAUGUUGAUAAUUAAGCUACUCAAGUAGGUGCCAGAGAAAGGUGAAGUCCAACUUAAGGAAAUUUAAAAAAAUGAUAUAAGAUAUGAGGGGAUAAAUCUCCAGUGAAAUAGAUAGCAUAAAUAAAAAGCAAUCACAACUUCAGAAAAAAAAGGACACACUUAGAGAAAUGCAAAAUAUACUGCAAAAUCUCACCAAUAGAAUCAAAGAAGCAAAAGGAAGAGCUUCAGAGCUCAAAGACAAGGUAUUUGAAUUAACCCAGUCCAACAAAGACAAAGAAAAAAAAGAAUAAAAAAGUGAGCAAAGGCUCCAAGAAGUUUGGGAUUAUGGUAAAUGAUAAAACCUAAGAAUAAUUGGUGUGUUCCUGAGUAAGAAGAGAAAUCUAAACGUUUGGAAAAUAUAUUGGGGGAACAAUUGAGAAAAACAUCCCUGGCCUUGCUAGAGAACUAGACAUCUAAAUACAAGAAGCUCAAAGAACAGCUGGGAAAUUUAUUGCAAAAAGAUGAUUGCCUAGGCACAUUGUCAUUAGGUUAUCUAAAGUCAAGAUGAAGAAAAGAAUCUUAAGAGCUGUGAGGCAAAAAGCACAAGAUAACCUAUUUAAAAAACUAUUAGAUGAACAGCAUUUUCUCAGCAGAAACCCUACAAGCUAGAAGGGAUUGGGGCCCUGUUUUCAGCCUCCUUAAACAAAACAAGUGUCAGCCAAGAACUUUGUAUCCAGUGAAACUAAGCUUCAUAAAUGAAGGUCUUUUUCAGACAAAUAAAUGCUGAGAGAAGUUGCCAUUACCAAGCCAGCCUACAAGAACUGCUAAAAGAAGCUCUAAAUCUUGAAACAAAUCAUGAAAACACAUCAAAACAGAACCUUUUUAAAGUAUAAAUCUCACAGGACCUGUAAAACAGAAAUAUAAUUAAAUAACUCCAAGGUAUACAGCAACAAAUAACACAAUGAAUGGCAUAGUACCUCGCAUCUCAAUACUAACAUUGAAUAUAAAUGGCCUAAAUCUUCCACUUAAAGGAUACGGAAAGGCAGAAUAAAUAAAAAUUCACCAACCAAGUAUCUGCUGCCUUCAAGAGACUCACCGAACACAUAAGGACACACAUAAACUUAAGGUAAAGGGGUGGAAAAAGACAUUCCAUGCAAAUGGACACCAAAAGUGAGCAGGAGUAGUUAAUCUUAUGUUAGACAAAACAAGCCUUAAAGCAACAGCAGUUUAAAAAGACAAAGAGGGACAUUAUAUAAUGAUAAAAGUCCUUGUCCAACGGGGAAAUAUCACAAUCCUAGAUAUGUAUGCAUGUAACACUGGAGCUCCCAAAUUUAUAAAGCAGUUACUACUAGACCCAAUAAAUGGGAUAGACAGCAACACAGUAAUGGUGGGGACUUCAGUAGACCCAAUAAAUGGGAUAGACAGCAGCACAGUAAUAGUGGGGGACUUCAAUACUCCACUGACAGCACUAGGCAGGUCAUCGAGACAGAAAGUCAACAAAGAAACAACGGAUUUAAACUAUACCCAGGAACAAAUGGACUUAACAGAUAUUUACAGACCAUCCUACUCAAUAACUGCAGAGUGUACGUUCUAUUCAUCAGCACAUGGAACUAUCUCCAAGACAGACCAUAUGAUAGACCACAAAACAAGUCUCAAUAUAUUUAAGGAAAUUGAAAUUACAUUAAGUUCUCUCUCAGACCACAGUGGAAUUAAAUUGGAAAUCAACUCCAAAACCAUGCAAAUACAUGGAAAUUAAGUAACCUGCUCCUGAAUGAUCACUGGGUCAACAAUGAAAUCAAGGUGGAAAUUAAAAAAUUAAGUUCUUUGAGCUGAGUGAUAAUAGUGACACAACCUAUCCAAACCUCUGGGAUUCAGCAAAGAUGACACUAUUGAGGAAAAUUCAUAGCCUUACAUGCCUUCAUUAAAAAGUCUGAAAGAGUACAAAUAGACAAUUUAAUGUCACACCUCAGGGAACUAGAGAAACAAGAACAAAUCAAACCCAAACCCAGCAGAAGAAAGGAAAUAAUCAAGAUCAGAGCAGAACUAAAUGAAAUUAAAACUAACCAAUAAAUAAAUAAAUAAAUAAAUAAGAUAAAACAAAAAGCUGGUUCUUUGAAAAGAUAAAUAAAAUGGAUAGACCAUUAGCAAAAUUAACCAAGAAAAGAAGAGAGAAGAUCCAAAUAAGCUCAAUUAUAAACAAAACGGUCAAUGCUGCUAUGAACACCUUUGUGCACAUAAACUGGAAAACCUAGAGGAGAUGGAUAAAUUCCUGGAAAGAUACAACCCUCCUGGCUUAAGUCAGGAAGAAUUAGAAACCCUGAACAGAUCGAUAACAAGCAGUGAGAUUGAAAUGGUAAUAAAAAAAUUACCAACCAAAGCAAGUCCAGGACCAGAUAGAUUCACCCCUGAAUUCUACCAGACACUCAAAGAAGAAUUUGUACCAAUCCUAUUGUCACUAUUCCACAAGAUAGAAAAAAGUGGAAUCCUUCUUAAAUCAUUCUAUGAAACUGUUAUCACCCUAAUACCCAAACCAGGAAAGGACAUAAAAAAAAAAGAAAAUUAUGGACCAAUAUCCCUGAUGAACAUAGAUGUCCAUCUCAUCACAGGGGUCAUACCUGACAAUAUCUGAUGCAAAAUGAUGAAAAACUACGUUCCCCAGCCUCUGUACUGGCAAUCCCUGUCAGCCUUAUUCUACUCAAGUUUUACAUGUACUUAGCAAAACCUAACGUGGACUUUAUCUUGGUCUCUAUGUUUCUAUGUAUCUAAUUGCAUCUCUGAAUCUGAUGAUGUCCCUUUUUGUUGUCUAUCUAUACAUCUAUGCCUGCAUCCAUCCAUGUCCAUCUGCAUCUACCCACCAUCCAUCCACCCAUUCACUCAUCUAAUCACAUAUCCACCCAACCACUCACCAUCCAUCCACCCAUUCACUCAUCUACGCACACAUCCACCCAACCACCCACCAUCCAUCCACCCAUUCACUCAUCUUCUCACACAUCCAUCCAACCACCCACCAUCCAUCCGCUCAUUCACUCAUCUUCUCACACAUCCACCCAACCACCCACCAUCCAUCCACUCAUUCACUCAUCUAAUCACACAUCCACCCAACCACUCACCAUCCAUCCACCCAUUCACUCAUCUAAUCACACAUCCACCCAACCACUCACCAUCCAUCCACCCAUUCACUCAUCUAAUCACACAUCCACCCAACCACUCACCAUCCAUCCACCCAUUCACUCAUCUAAUCACACAUCCACCCAACCACCCACCAUCCAUCCACCCAUUCACUCAUCUUCUCACACAUCCACCCAACCACCCACCAUCCAUCCACCCAUUCACUCAUCUACACACACAUCCACCCAACCACCCACAAUCCAUCCAUCCACCCAUUCACUCAUCUUCUCACACAUCCACCCAACCACCCACCAUCCAUCCACCCAUUCACUCAUCUACACACACAUCCACCCAACCACCCACAAUCCAUCCAUCCACCCAUUCACUCAUCUUCUCACACAUCCACCCAACCACCCACCAUCCAUCCACCCAUUCACUCAUCUUCUCACACAUCCACCCAACCACUCACCAUCCAUCCACCCAUUCACUCAUCUACACACACAUCCACCCAACCACCCACCAUCCAUCCACCCAUUCACUCAUCUACUCACACAUCCACCCAACCACCCACCAUCCAUCCACCCGUUCACUCAUCUAAUCACACAUCCACCCAACCACCCACAAUCCAUCCACCCAUUCACUCAUCUAAUCACACAUCCACCCAACCACUCACCAUCCAUCCACCCAUUCACUCAUCUAAUCACACAUUCACUCAACCACCCACAAUCCAUCCACCCAUUCACUCAUCUAAUCACAUAUCCACCCAACCACUCACCAUCCAUCCACCCAUUCACUCAUCUACUCACACAUCCAUCCUCACCUAUCCAUCCAUCCAUAUGCAUCUGCCUCCACCCCACUCAUCCACCCAACCAUCCACCCACCCACCCACCAUCCAUCCACCUGUUCAGGCAUCUACCCACUCACCCACCUACCCACUCACCCAUCCACAUCCACCCACCCACUCACUUACCCACCCACCCACUCACCCAUCCACAUCCACCCACCCACUCACUCACCCACCCACACAUCCAUCCACCCACUCACUCACCCACCCACACAUCCACCCAGUCACUCAAUUGCCCACCCACUCACUCACCCAGCCACUCACCCACCAACAUAUCCACCCACCCACUUAUUUACCCAUUCUUCAUCUCCUAUCCAUGCCUUUGUCCCCCUGCUGUGAUAAUCCUAAUUUCUCUCCCUUCCUCCCUGUAGGGCUUUUGGCUCCACAGGGUCAUGGGGUGUCCCUUAUGCUGUGCUGAGGUGCAGGAUCCAAGAAGUAAAGAGACAGGACACUGAAGAACUGGAGAAGAACAGCUGGACUUGGGGGGCCACACCACCUAUGAGCGGGGACAGACAAGGCCCAGAAUGUGCAGAAGCAUCUGUAUUUAUUAGGUACAAGCAGGGGGAAGGGUUGUAAGUGAGGUCAUCAUCUAUAGGCUUAGUGGGAGGGCAUACAUAAUCACAUGAGUCACAAGCGAUGGGACCACCCCAUAGUGUCACCCAGGCAGAGAGGUGGGGUAUGUGCAGUAGGGGGCCGUGCCGUGUACAGUAGUAGAGGGUCAUGUACAGAAAAGGGGUCCACCCCUAUUAGGUCACCGAGGUAAGGAGGUGGGCUGUGUGCAGCAGGUGUUGUGCGUGACACUUCAUAUGUGGGGACUGGAGACUUCAAAGGGUUUCUAAUAGAAAGAUACUGUAAGCCAAUGCAUUGGGAGCUGACAGACUUGUGCUCUGCUCUUAAGAUAUUUAUGGGAAGAUGCUUUGAGCCAGCACAGAAGUGAGAAAAGACUGACAGGGUGUACAGCUGCUGUGACUGGUCACACCAGAGGGGUUCCUCUCCCUCGGUUAAUUCCAGGGUCUCAGGCCUGAGGCCUACUUUCCACAGGAACUGGAGGCAAGGUUCUACAAGUCCUUUAUCAGGAGGAGAGGCUCCUGCUCCAAGCCUGCCACACAGCAUAUGCCCUUUCAGGCAGGGACACCACCGCCUGGGUCUUUGGUUCUCGUCCUGGUCUGGCUGUUUUCCCAUGUACCGCUUCUGUUCUGUGACUGCUCUAGGCAUUCCUCCUACUACAAACUACUAUAUGAUUACAUAGAAGGAUUCUAUAAAUCAGCACUGAGUGUGUCAGUACAGCUCUGACUACAAUACCUAUAUGAUUAUAUAGAAAGAUUAUAUGGAACUAAGUAUGAUUAUAUAUAUGAGCUAGAUACAGUAAGCAGUAAGUUAUUAUAUGAUUUUAUAGGAAGAUUACAUGGGACUAGUAUGAUUAUAUAUAUAUAUAUAUAUAUAUAUAUAUAUAUAUAUAUAUAGGCUAGAUAUAAUAAGCAGUGAGUUAUCCUUCAGGCACUAAUUGGGCCUGGGGUCUGCACAGUUCUUCUGCCUCGGUGCGCAUGGGAGGGGUUACCCACACUCCCCAAGGCAGGAGGAGGUCAGAUGUCUGGACAGGGAAGAGAUAGAAGCAUGCGAACGUGUUUCCCCGGAUUUCAUCCUUGUCACAGCUAUGGGUGAGUCUCCGGGCCUGGGGAAUGCAUUUGGGUGUCCCGGCGGUCUGUAAGCCUUGCUGUGAGAGGAGGAAUCUGCUCAUACUUUUCAUUUCUUCUAGCAGCUUACUGAACUCUGAUUUUUAUAACUUUUCAGUUAGAAAAUUAUAUCAUUUGCAAAUAAAAAUAAUUGCUAUCUCCUUUCCAGUAUGCGAUCGCCUACUGUCUUUUCUUUCCUAAUUGCAUUAGCAAGCAAAAUUCCAGAAGAAUAUUUAAUAACAACAGCGGAGAUAGUUUUCUUUUAUUUCUCACUGUAGUGGGAAUAGCGCUAGUGCUUUAUCAAUAAUCAAGACAUCGGCUAAUGGAUUAAAUAAUAAAAGGGUUUUAUUUUUCUCCACUCCGAAGCUGAAUGGCAGCAUACACCUGAAUAACAUCUUGGGCAGAUUCUUCAACUUCCUGGUCAGUUAGUUGUUAACAUCCACAGAGUUUGAAUCUCCAGCCUCCUCUUGUCCUAUUAAAGUUCCCUGCGUGCUCCCCGCCAGCCUCCCCUAGCUGUGACCUGAGGGUCUUGAAGUCAGGAGGGGCUUGGUCUGAUGUUCCACUCUUUUGCCCCGCCCCUUCCUCCUGGAAUGCCCACGGAGCGGCAUGUCUGUCUUCUCCUCCCUUGCCAAAGUUUACCCUAUGCUCUGCGGGGUAUGGGGGGAAGGGGCAGCAAGGUGCGGAUGUUGCCUUCCUAGCCAGGCAUCCGACUACAGUGUGCUCUUUCGCUUGGUCGCAGCUCUGAUCACAUUAGUCACUGAUAUCCCGGGCAGCAGGUGAACAAAUGGCUCUUGUGCCUUGCCGGGUAUUUGCAAGUUCUUGGGGCCACCGUGCUGCAACGUUCUCUGACAUGGGAGCCACAUCUCUGGCUUGGCGUCUUUGUAGGGUUGCAAGAUUUAGCAAAUAAAAUACAGGAUACCUAGUUACAUUUCAAUUUCAGAUAAAUGAUUAGGUUAUUUUUGAGACACAGUUUCACUCUGUCAACUAGGCUGGAGUGCAGUGGCGUGAUCUCCGCUCACUGCAACCUCUGCCACCCGGGUUCAAGUGAUUCUCCUGCCUCAGCCUCCUGAGUAGCUGGAUUACAGGUGCUGCCACUAUGCCUGGCUAAUUUUUGUAUUUUUAGUAGAGAUGGGGUUUCACCAUCUCGGCCAGGCUGGUCUUGAACUCCUGACCUCAUGAUCCACUCGCCUCGGCCUCUCAAAGUGUUGGGAUUACAGGCGUGAGCCACUGCACCCAGCCAAUAAUUUUUUAGUGUAUGUACCGUUCAAUAUUUGGGACAUAGUUGUAGUCAAAAAAUUAUUCAUUAUUUACCUGAGAUUUAUAUCUAACGAGUAUCCUAUAUUUAAUCUGAGAAUCCCAUAUUUUUUUCCCCCACUCUUUCCAGCAAGCCUCCCUCUGGGUGAGCUCUGGCAAGAUGGUUCUUGACCUCGGAGGCACGCUUCCUUGCUGCGUGCCCCCCUCACCUCUCUUGCCUGGCUAGUUCUCUGGCUCUGUUCUUCUCUCUCUUAGAUGUGAGCGGAUCUGACCAUCACAUUCCAAGCAGCAGUGGAACCGGGUAAUAACAGGUGAUCCUCCCUGCUUGCAGGCAGCCCCAACCUUGGAGUGCGUGUGUGUACAUAUACAAUGAAUAAUGCAUACUGAAUAUCAUCAAAAGCCUUUUGGCAUCUAUUGAGGUGAUCAUAUGGUUUUUAUCCUUUCUCCAAUUGACAAGAUUUGUAUUCAUAGAUGUCUUAUAUUGCAUUCCUGGAAUAAUCUUCACUUGGUGACAGUAUAUUUUUUUCUCUAUAGAGCACUGGACUUCCUUCCCUAGUUUUUAAUAGAGGAAUAUCCUCUGUAUAUUUAUAAAAGAGAAAUCUAGAGAGAUAAUUAUGCUUGGUUCUAAAAUGUAUUGUAAACAUUUCCAUUUAUUUCAUUAUUUUUUCCCACUAUGCCUCAAAGGCUUCAUUUGGUGCACUGGUCCUAUGUUAUUUGAAAGCCAGCAAGAACAUCUUCGUGAGGUACCUUUUUUGGAGGCAGACUUCCUUCUCUCUGAACUGCUUCCUUCAUUAUUAUUCUAGCCAAAUUGCCGGAGAGAGGACAGCUCCUUUCAUGGGCUCCAGCCCUGUGAGCACCAGGCUCUUGUUUCUUUUCAUUCCUCCCUUGCUGUAUCAGUCUGUCUUCACCCUGCUGAUAAAGACAUACCCGAGACUGGGUAAUUUAUGCAGGAAAAAGUGCUUAAUGGGCUUACAGUUCCACAUGGAUGAGGAAGCCUCACGAUGAUGGCAGAAGGCAAGGAGCAGCAAGUCACGUCUCACAUAGAUGGCAGCAGGCAAAGAAAGAGAGCUUGUGCAGGGAAACUCCCCCUUACACAGCAUCAGAUCUCAUGAGAUAUUCACUAUCAUGAGAAAAGAACGGGAAAGACCUGCCCCCAUGAUUCAAUUACCUCCUGCUGGGUCCCUCCCAUAACACCUGGGAAUUCAAGAUAAGAUUUGGGUGGGGACACAGCCAAACCAUAUCACUUGUUCUUGGGUCACUGUGGAGGAGGAGGAGGGCUCUAGCCUGUGGUUAGGGAGAUGACAGUAUUGUCCAUUUUUCUCACUCAUCUUUUCCUGGGCUCCAAGCACUGGGGGUUUGUUUCUUUUCCUUCCCUUUUCCUCCAGGUUAGGGAGGUGGCAGUCCAAGUGACAGCACCAUCAGCAGGGUGCUUCAGGGCUAGCCAUGGGUGGCGGGCAGCAGAGGGGGUGCUAGGAAGCCCUUUUGGCCUCAAAGUUGGUUGCCCUGAUUGGCGUAUCAGUAUUGAGUUGAUAUUCUACUUGACACCUGCCUGUCUUCCAUGUCUUAUUUUUUUUUUCUUGGUUCUGAACUCAGGAGGGAAAUAACGUGUGUUUAUAAGCCCCUAUAUCUUUCAAAUAUCUCCUUUUAACAACCAAUGUUGGUGAUUUUUUAGAGAACCUUCUGCAUUGAGAUUCUGUCUUUCAAAUAUAGAAGUGAGAGACGACUGUAGUAUUGUUUAUAUUUUGAGAUCUCCUCCAUACCGUUCACAUCCCUUUGAUAAAUCCCAACAGUGUGUAUUUGUUUUUUCUUUGUUUUCUACAUAAUUAGGCUUCUCAGUGGUUCCCUUAUUGUCUUUUCAGAGAACCAGCUCUUAGAAUUAUUAAUUUUCCUUUUUCUCUUUACUCAUUCAUUGUUUCCUAUUUUCCAUCUUUCUUCAUUCUUUUCAUAUGUCUUACAUGUUUUCCUUGAAGGCAUUUUGAUGCCUUGUUUUUCAGCUCCUUGAUUGGGAGAUUUCUUUCAUUCACCUUUAUGCUAAUUAUGAACAUGUACCUGGUAAGACUCAGGAAGUAGCUAAAUUAGAUAAUCUGUAUUCAGUAUUUAGCACUGUGUUGGAACAUCGUGGAUACUCCAUAGACGGUGGCUACCAAUGAACAUGACAGUAAGAACACACAAAAUAUUUUGACUUGUUUUUCUGAGUACAGUUUUGAGCCCAUUUUAUACACUCUGAUGUGUAGUAUUAUAAUUACUUUCUUAAUAGUUUGCAUUUGUGGCAUUUUUAAAUUGAAUAUUUAUUUGUAAACUAUGUAGGCAUGUAUAAUAUUGUUCUCAAGAGUUGUAUUUUUUUGAGUGUAACUUUUAAAUUAUUCAUAAUUUUAUAAAGUAGUAUUUGGUAAUUACCAUUUUCUUUUAAAUCUACAGAGGUAUGUAAUUCAUUGUUUGGUAUAGGGUGUAUUUUUGUGAAUGUUUCAUGAGUUUGAAAAAUUAAUAUGUAUUCCAUCUUUAAAGGGCAGAAAUCUUAAUAUAUCUACUAAAGCAGCCAUCCUAAUUUAUAUAAUUUAUUUUCUCAGUAUCCUUAUUAAAGAUCUACUUCUCAUCUUUAAGAUGUGUAAUAGUGUCUGCCACUAAAAUUAUGUUUUUCUUUCUUUCUUUCUUUUUUUUGAGACAGAGUCUUGUUUUGUUGCCCAGGCUGGAGUGCAGUCACGUGAUCUCUGCUCACUGCAACCUCCACCUCCUCUCUUGCCUCAGCUCCCCGAGCAGCUGGGAUAACAGACAGGCACUACCAUGCCCAGCUAAUUUUUGUAUUUUUAGUAGAGAUGGCGCUUCACCAUAUUGGCCAGGCUGGUCUCAAGCUCCUGAUCUCAGGUGACCCACCCGCCUUGGCUUCCCAAAGUGCUGGGAUUAUAGGUGACUAAAAUUGUGUUUUCAUCAGUUUCUUUCUAUGUUCUAAAAAGUUUGCACUUAAAAUAUUUUAACAUUUUGUUAUUUGGCACAGAAAUAGUCAUGGCCAGCACAUUGUUUUGUAUUCUAGCUUUUAUCAGUUAUAAUGGUCUGUGAUAUACUUGGUCCUUCCUCUGCCAUCUGGUUAUAUAUUUAUAAAUGUACUUAUAAUUUAUGUAUAGACUUACAAAUUACACCAUACAAAUUAUUUUACAAUUUUAUUUUUAAAAUAACUUGUUUCCUUGUGGUAUACAUACUUAUCAGAGAUUAUAUAAAAUAUAAUUAACCAAAAAGAGAAAAUAUAGUUUUUCAAUGGUCUCUUAAACCACUACUAACUCUGUUGUUUGUUUGUUGAAGUUUUUUUAUAACUAUGUAGUGUAUAGUUUUAUGUAUAAAAAUGAAAUUUCCAUGUAAUAUGGUUUUCUAUUCUUUGUUUUUCAUUGAAUGUGUAAAGACUUACAUUCUCCAGCUCCUAAGUUAAACGUAAACUAAUUCCUAGUGAAAACAGCUUCAAUCAACAUUAGAAGGUUGCAUCACUCAACCAACCGGACUUAACACACAUCUGCAGAAUACUCUACCCAUUAAUAACAAAGUAGAGAUUCUUCUCAUGUGCACAUGCAGUGCUCUGAGAUCAACCACAUGCUCGGCCAUAAAGCCAGUCUCAGUACAUUAAAAAAAGAUUGAAAUCGUACCAGCCAUACUCUCGGAUCACAGUGGAGUAGACAUAGAUAUCAGUAUGAAGAAGAUCUCUCAAAACCUCAUAAUUACAUGGAAAUUAAAUAACUUGCUCCUAAACGACUUUUGGGUAAACAAUAAAAUUAAGACAGAGACAAAAAAAAAUCUUUGAAAUGAAAAGAAAGACACAAUAUAACAAAAAUCUCUGGGAUGCAGCAAAAUCAAUGUCAACAGAAAAGUUUAUAGUGCUAAUCACCUACAUGGAAACAUUAGCAAGAUCUCAAAUUCAGGCUCUAAAGCCUCACCUAGGGGAACUAGAAAAGCAAGAAUGAACUAACCUCAAAGCUAGCAGAAGAAAAGAAAUACUAAAAUUAGAGCAGAACUGAAAGAAAAAAAAAUUCACACAAAGAAUUGACAAAACCAAAAGUUGUUUUUUUGAAACAAUAAACAAGAUUGGUAGACUGCUAGCUAGAUUAACAAAGAAAAAAGAGAGAAGCUCCAAAUAACCAUAGUGAGAAACAACAAAGGUGACAUUUCAGCUGGACUCACAGAAACAAGAAAGAUUCCCAGAGACUAUUAUGAACACGCUAUCCACACAAACUAGAAAAUCUAGAGAAAAUGGAUAAAUUCCUAGAAAUAUACAACCUCCCAAGAUUGAAUCAGGAAGAAAUGGAAACUCUGAGCAGAUCAAUAUCAAGUUCCAAACCUGAAUCAGUAACAAAAACCUACCAAAAAAAAAAAGCCAAGACAGAUGAAAUCACAACUGAAUUCUACCAGAUGUACAAGAAGAGUGGGUACUAAUUCUACUGAAAGUAUUCAAAAAAAUUGAGGAGGAAGGACUCCUCCCUAACUGAUACUGUGAAGCUAGUAUCACUCUGAUGUCAAAACUGGGUGAAGACACAUUGAAAAAAGAGAACUAAAGGCCAAUAUCCCUAAUAAACACAGAUGCAAGAAUCAUGAACAAAAUACUAGCAGACUGAAUCCAACAGCACAUGAAAAAGUUAAUUCACCACGAUCAAGUAGGCUUCCGACCAGGAUGCAAGGUUGGUUCAACAUACACAAUCAAUAAAUGUGAUUUACCUGCCACAUAAAAGAAUGAAAGCCAAAAACCAUAUAACCACCUCAAUAGACAUGGAAAAAGCUUUCAAUAAAAUCCAACAUCCUUUUAUGAUAAAAACCUUCAACAAACUAGGCAUCAAAGGACCAUACUUCACAAUAAUGAGAGCCGUCUAUGACAGUAGCCGUCAUUGUACGGAAUGAGCAAAAGCUGGAAGCAUUUCUGUAAAGAACUAAAACAAGACAAGGAUGCCUACUCUCACCACUCCUAUUCAACAUAGUUCUGAAAGUCCCAGCCUGCUCAAUCAGGCGAGGGAAAGAAAUAAAAGGCAUCAAAUAGGGAAAGAAGCCAAAUCAUCUCUUUUGGCUGAUGAUAUGAUUCUACACCUGGAAAACGCUAAAGACCACACCAAAAGGCUCCUAGAAAUGAUAAGUGACUUCAACAAAGUUUCAGUAUACAAAAUCAAUAUACAAAAAGCAGUGGUAUUUCUAUACACCAGUAAUGAUCAAAUUUAUAAUAGACACGCACACACACGCACACACACAUGCAUGCACACACACGCACACGCACGCACACACACGCACACACGCAUGCACACACACGUGCACACGCACACACACGCGCGUGCACACGUGCAGACACACACACGCACACUCCUACCUAGGAAUACGUCUCUACAAGGAGAACUAAAAACACUGCUGAAAGAAAUCAUGGAUGACAGACAAAUGGAAAAAUACUUUAUGCUCAUGUACUGAAAGAAGCCAUAUCAUUAAAAUGGCCUUAUUGCUCAAAGAAAUCUAUAGAUUUAAUACUAUUUUUAUCAAACUACCAACAUCAUUUUGCACAGCAUUAGAAAAAACAAUCCUAAAAUUCAUAUGGGACCAAAAAAACAGCUCAAAUAGCCAAGAUGAUCCUAAGCAAAAAGAACAAAGUUGGAGGCAUCAUAGCACCCAACCUCAAGCUAACGCAAACGGCACGGUGCUGGUGCAAAAGAGACAUAGACAAAGCAGCAGAAUAGAGAAGACAGAAAUAAAGCCGCGCAUCUAGAGCCAUCAGAUCUUCUACAAAGUUGACAAAAAUAAGCGAUGGGGAGAGAACUUCCUAUUCAAUAAAUGGUGCCCGGAGAGCUCGACAGCUAUAUGCAGAUGAGUGUAUAGAGUAAAAGGACCCCUACCUUUUACUGUGUACAAAAAGUAACUCAAGAUGGGUUAAAAGUUUAAAUGUAGGACUUCAGACUAUACAAAUCCUAGAAGGAAACCUAGGAAAUACCAUUCUGGCCUUGGGAAAGAAUUUAUGACUAGGUACUCAAAGGCAAUUGCAACAAAACUGAAAAUUGACAAGUGGGACCUAAUUAUGCUAAAGAGCCUCUGCACAGCACAGCAAACGAAACUAUCAGCAGAGUAAACAGAAAACCUGCAGGAUGGGAGAAAAUGUUCCCGAAGUAUGCAUGUGGAAAAGGGCUAGUAUCCAGAAUCUAUAAGUGUAUUAGUCCAUCCUUGCAUUGCUGUAAAGAAAUACCUGAGUCUGGGUAAUCUGUAAAGAAAAGAGGUUUAAUUGGCUCACGGUUCUGCAGGCUGUACAGGAAGCCCGGGAGCACCUGCUUCCGGGAGGCCUCAGGAAGCGUACAGUCUGCCCCGUGCUCUCGUGCUCCUGUUUUCACCAUCUGAUGUACCUGCUCCCACUAUCCUGAGGACAGGACCAACCGAAAUGGUGCUAAAGCAUUCAUGAGAAAUCUGCCCCUUUGAGCCAAUCACCUGCCACCGGAUUCCACCUCCACCAUUGGGGAUUACAUUUCAAUAUGAGAUUUGCAUGGAGACAGUAUCCACACUCUAUCAAUAAGGAACUCAAAUAAUUCAAAAAGAAAAAAAACCCAUUAAAAUGUGGGCUAAAGAUGUGAACACACACUUCUCACGCUUGAUCUUAGCCCAGAGACUGAGAAGCAGUGAACACACGCUUCUCAAAAGAAGACAUACAGGUGACCAACAAACAGAAGAAAUGCUCAGCGUCAUUAAUCAUCAUGUAAAUGCAAAUCGAAACCACAAUGAGCUAACAUCUCACACCAAUCAGAAUGGCUGUUACUAAAAAGUAAAAAAAAAAAAAAGAAAACAAAUAGCUGCUGGAAAGCAGCAGAGAAAAGGGAAUGCUUAUACACUGUUGGUGGGAAUGUAAAUCAGUUCAGCCACUGUGGAAAGCUGUCUGGAGAUUUCUCAAAGAACUUAAAACAGAACUACCAUUUGACCCAGCCGUCCCAUUACUGGGUAUAUAUCCAAGGAAAAUAAAUCAUUCUACCAAAAAGUCACAUGCACUCAUACGUUCAUUGCAGCAGCAGUCACAAUGGCAAAGACAUGGAAUCAACCUAGCUGUCUGUCACUGGUGGAUUGGAUAAAGAAAAUGUGGGACCUCUACAUGGCCAUAAAAAAGGAUAAACUCAUGUCCUGUGCAGCAACAUGGAUGCAGCUGGAGACAGGGUCUCGCUCUGUCACCCAGGCUGGAGUGCAGUGGCACGAUCUCAGCUCAUUGCAAUCUCAACCUCUCUGGCUCAAGUGAUCCUCUUGUCUCAGCCUCCCUGGUAGCUGGGACCACAGGUAUGUGCCACCACUCCUGGAUAGUUUUUGUAUAUUUUGUAGAGAUGGGGUUUUACCAUGUUUCCCGGGCUGGUCUUGAGCUCCUGGGCUCAAGCAAUCCACCCACCUUGGCCUCCCAAAGUGCUGGAAUUCCAGGCAUGAGCCACUGUACCCGGCCUGCGUUGAUUUUAUUACUCCCAUUUACAGUUUCUUGGACCAGGUGCUUUGUUACGGCGUUUCUUACUUGCCACUACCCUUUGCUGCUACAUUCGCCCGCUCCCGUGCUGCUUUCUCUGACUUCCCUCCUCUGGCUGGAGUUUGCAGGUGGAAUGGGGUGGGGGUUGCAACUUCUGGGCCCCUCCACCUGAGACUGUCUUCCCACGGCCUUUUUUUGUGGCCGGCACCUGGGCUGGUUAUGGAAUUCUUGGGUACAGUGUCCCCUUCAGAGCUUGCUGGAAUGUGCUUCGUGGGAUUCUGGAGUUUUCUCUCGUGCCACCUGAGGCCCAUUCAUCUUUCUUCCUUCUGUGCCCACACCUGUCCCUUUCUUGCUGCCCCUCCUGGUUCUCCUCUCUCCAUCCACACCUGCCUUCCUCAGAUCUUCAAGUAAUUCCUUCCUCUCCCCUCCCAUACUCUCCCCUCUCAGGAACCAGACUGCAUGCCUACCUGAACGUCAGAGCUUACCAUAAUCUUCGGUCAGGCUGGUCUCAAACUCCCGGACUCAAGCAAUCCGCCCACCUCGGCCUCCCAAAGUGCUGGGAUUAUAGGCAUGAGCCAUUGUGCCCAGCAGAUUCCUGCAGAAAACUUUUGAUCAGGUCUACCCCAAUAUGCAGUUUGCAGCAGGGGAUGGGUAUUGUGCUGUGUUUUAUGAGAAUGUAACACAGUCCACACCGUAGAAAUCCAGAGGCAGAGCUUUCUAGAGACCCACUGUGGAAGAGGGGUGUGUAGAAUUAUUUCACAAAGUGUUAGUGAGAGAGAAAAAAUCCCUGUACCUAGGGCCAUUAUUGUUACUGAUGUAUUUCUAGAUGCUUCUUAGCUUUGUGGAAGUGGAAUAAACACUCACAGCUCACACAUUCCUGACCCUUCCUGUUGAAUGUCCUGAAUGUUGGCUUCUCUACAAGUCUUCACAACAGUGUUCUUGAAAUAUUUUCUCAAAUGUGAUAGUGAUUACGACUACACAUGACAGCUUGCCCAGGCAAAGUGCUAACAGGUCAGUAAAAUGUUAAAAUGCUUAAUUAAUGCUUGUGAGAUUCCAAAAUAUAUUCGCUGAUGCCACGAUAAUUCACUCAGCAUUCUACACAGAAACAUUGUCAUUAUUCAUAACAGGGGUUGGCAAAUCUGGCCAAUGGCCUAGUUUUGUAAAUAAAGUUUUAUUAGUACACAGCUAUUCCUACUUGUUUACACUUUGUCUGUGGCUGCUUUCAUGCCAGGAGGGUGGAGUUGAAUAGUUGCAGCAGAGACCAGAUGUGAUGGUUGGUUUUAUGUAUCAACUUGAUUGGGCCACGGGGUGCCCAGAUAUGUGGUUAAACAUUAUUUCUGGUGUGUCUGCAAGGGUGUGUCUGGAAGAGUUGGACGUUUAAAUGGUGGACUAAAUCAGAUGGCCCUAGUCAGUGUGGAUGGUGCAUCCAAUCCGUUGAAGGCAUGGUUAGAAUACAAUGGGGAGGAAGGUUGACUUUGCUCCCUGUCUGGCCUGUUGAGCUGGAACAUGGCUCUUCUCCUGCUCUCACUACUUCUUGUUCUCCAAACCUUAGACCAGGCCUGGCAUCUACUCCAUCAGUUCUCCCACACUCAGGCCCUCAAACUACACAGGCUUUCCUGGGUCUCCAGCCUGCACGUGGCAGAUCAUGGGACUUCUCAGCCUUCAGCCUCAGACUUCAUGAUCAUGUGAGUCAAUUCCUAAGAAUAAAUUAUAUAUAUAUAGACACACACGUAUCUACGUAUAUUCUUGUAUAUAUACACACAUGUACAUGUAGAUAUAUAUACACAUAUAUGCAGGUGUGUGGGUGUGUAAAUAUACACGUACAUGUACAUAUAUAUUCUAUUGAUCCUGUGUCUCUGGAGAAUGCUCAAGACUACACCAUGUGACCUGCAAAGCUAGAAUAGUUACUGUCUGGCCCUUUUCAAAAAAAUUUCCACUUCUGCUCUAUGUCCAGCAUGUAACUGGAGAUGAAGCGUUUGAACACAGCUUAUGAGGGUGGCAAGAAUGAAAAUCCUCUUUAUAUAACAAAAGAAAAUGAAAACCAAAACAGAACGAGGAACUCUGGCUUGCUCCCGAGUGUGUGUUCUGGUGUUCAUCAUUGAACAAUGUUUUUCCAUAAGCACAUGAUGAUGGCUAGAAAAAUAGUUUCUGAGGAGGUGAUUUUCCGUAAACAGACUGUCUUCUCCAACUAGAGUCAUCCUAAGCAACAGAGGACGCCUCAGAAAUGUUUCUCAACCUGCGCUUUGUGACCUAGUUUUCACGUGGAUUGAAGAAUGUGUUCAUGUAAUCUCCGGAGACAGACGUGGUCUCGGAAGACCUGGCUUCAUGGGCCAGUAGCAGAACCACGCGUGACCAUAGCCGAGCUUGGCCUCCCACGGCCUUGGUGUCCUGCCUGUACAAUGGACCCUCUGAGAAGCAGCCUUCUGGCGUCCUUUCCACCUCUGAAAGCCUGACCCUGUGGUUUCAGUCUAGCGGAAAUGUCGGCCUCCUUCUGACUCUACCCCUGAGCAUGUGAUGGUGGGAGGUUAAAACUAGGAGCUCUACCUGCAGAAUCCCUUCGUUGGGACGUAUGUUGCGCAUGGAAACGGUCGUUUGCUUUCCCAGGUGAGUGAGGAGCACCAGCAUCUGGGCCUAACAGCUAAAGCUUCUGUGGAAACAGGCAGGAGGAGGGCUCCGAGCUGGGAGAGGCCAGCCGGAAGGUCACCUCGGACCAGGGACACACAGUGUGCCCGAAUCGGUUUUGUAUUUAGAAAAAAAAGUACAGUGAAUCCAUGAUUUUAUUCAUAACACACUCAUUGCAGAUGAUUCGAACUGAUAGUUUUUAAAUGUCUGCGAAUCCCAGCCCCUCUCCAGCCUGCAGGCUGGCUCCGCUCUGAGUGGUGUGUCUGUUUGCUUUUCUGAUUUCGUGCUCCACAGGUCCUGGGUGUGUCCGGCUGGGGAGCGGCAGUGACGAGGUGACUUAGUCCAGUGUACCCUACACAACAGCGUGAUUUAUUCCUUGGAGUAAGUGGACUGCAGUUCACGUGGCGCAUUGCCAGGAGCACCUCGAAUUGAGGUAAAAUGGCUCUGAGGUCCUAUCUAGCUCCUGACGCAGUGGCUGAGAGGUUAAAUAAGACAAAGAUUGAUUCACCCAGCCUGGCUCUCCGUGACGGCUCCGUUAGUGAUGGGUAUCCUUACAGCAGAGGGAAAGCUGCUGGAAAAGGGCGGAGAUAUAUCCCACUGUAUCUGAGUGUGGGCAUUUAUUUUGAUUAAGGGACUGUGGAAAUCAGUGUUUGGAUUAGGAUUCUGAGAGGCUGAGGACUUCACUGGUUCAUAAGUGGCCACACGGGUAAUUAAUGGCAGAAUGGCCUUCAAUCUUUUCUUCCUUUUAACUGAAAAUCUACUGAAAGAGCAGAGUGUUCUAAUCAGUGUCCCUUAAUGACACUGACACCCAUGGAAAGCCGAAACGCUUUGGCACUGCAACCACGGCCUGGACUCCAUGUCCACCUGGAGGCCUCAUGGCAGGUACAGGCAGGAGGCUUAGGAGGAGUGGCAGAGCACAGGGGUCUUGUAGGCUCAAACCUGUAAACCUGUAAACCUGUGUCAAAAAUCAUGCAGAACUUGGCCUAGCACGGUGGCUCAUGCCUGUAAUCCCAGCACUUUGGGAGGCUGAGGCGGCUGGAUCACCCGAGGUCAGGAGUUCGAGACCAGCCUGGCCAACAUGGAGAAACCCUGUCUCUACUAAAAAUACAAAAAUUAGCUGGGUGUGGUGGUGGGAGCCUGUAAUCCCAGCUACUAGGGAGGCUGAGGCAGGAGAAUCACUUGAACCUGGGAGGCGGAGGUUGCAGUAGGCUAAGGUCAUGCCAUUGUGCUCCAGCCUAGGCAACAAGAGGGAAACUCAUCUCAAAAAAAAAAAAAAAUCAUGUAGAACUUGGCAAUGAAGAUGAAGUUGGGAAGCCUGGACUAUUCACUAAGGCCGUGCCAAUCACCUUUGUCAGUUGCCGAUGACAAGGUGAGGGAAUUAGACUUACUAACUCUAAGUAAAGGUAUAGCAGAAGCUCGUGCGAGAGCAGCAGGAAGUUGGGAUGCUCAAGGCUGACUGUAGCUGUUCUCUGCUGGGAAGCUGCAGGUCUUGUUCCAGGUCGGGUCUUGGCAUCUUCUAGCAGAUUUGGGAAGAACAUGCCCAGUGAUUCUGAGAAACUGUGUUGUCUUGUACCCUCUGGGGCUGGCAUUUGUCCAGUGCAGAAUUUCCUAAACUUGGUUCUGUUGAACGGUCUCCUGGGACCCAUCACAGAUGGCCUCUCCAUGUCACUACCACUCACACGCAAAGGAUCCUUGUGGUCACACAAGUUUGGGAACGUCAUAUGCCACUUACCUCCCUCAGCCUGACUGUGCUUAUUCGCACACUGAAGGCUUGGGCAGUCCUGCAGCGGCGUGUUUAACUUUGGGUUACAGGAGGCUUCUCGAACUUUUCAGAGCCAGCCCUGUUUUCCGUAGCCCCACGGUGAGCGUCAGCUCUUCUGCAGACUCUACUGUGGGCAACGCUGUCAGAAGGGAAUCCAUAAAUCCUAAAAACGUUGCUUCUCCCAUAAAAUCUAGUCUCUUUUUCUUUUUAGGGUAUAUUAGUUUCAAACAGGUGAAAGCCUGGGGUUACGUGGCAUUUGAUAAUUUUUAAUUUGUUCAAUAUUUUACUUUAAACAGCAUAUUACUUUUUAUGCUCCUAUCCAUUUACUGGAAAAAUGAAAUGUCCUUGUUAUUUCAUAGGGGAGCACACAGUUCAUUGCUUAAUGAAAUAAACGAAUCUUUGUUAAUCUAUCAGAAACUACCACCCAGAUGACAAUAGUUCUUUUUUGUGUGUUUUUUUUUGUUUGUUUGUUUUGUUUUUUUGAGACAGAGUCUCACUCUAUUGCCCAGGCUGGAGUGCAAUGGCGCUAUCUCUGCUCCUUGCAGCCUCCGCCUCCUGGGUUCAGGCGAGUCUUCUGCCUCAGCCUCCCCAGUAGCUGGGAUUACAGGUGUCCACCACCACACUUGGUGAAUUUUUGUAUUUUUAGUAGAGAUGGGGUUUUGCUUUGUUGGCCAGGCUGGUCUUGAACUCCUGACCUCAAGUGAUCCAUCCACUGCCUCGGCCUCCCACAGUGCGGGGAUUACAGGUGUGAGCCACUGCAUUGGGCCUGACAAUGGUUUUAAGUUGACUGGAGAUCUGUGUUUAGGAGCAUGCUUGCAGGGGCUUGCACCGUUGCAGGCAGGGAGGGAGAGCUGGCUGGGCAGGCACUUGGAGCCCUCUGAGACGGAACAGCACACCCCCAAUGUGGAGUGGAUUCCGGCCUGGCCUUCCCUGCUGAGCUCCGAGGCUCCUGUCCAUGGUGCAGUCUAAGGGCGCCAAAGAGUGGCUGAAGGGGCUGUCAGGGUUGAUAAAGGAGGCCCAGGACCCCUCAGUGCAGAGGAAGAUCUGGGACCAGAGGCAGGAGCUCUCAAGCACUGCCUCCUCCCAGCAGGUGCCCACUGCCAUCUCUGCCUCCCCAGGCUCUGCGUGGAGCUGGGCACACGAUUGAUGAAAUUAAUGUGUGGAUCGGAUCAUCAGCGCGGUGCCGUGGGUAGAAAUACAACUUUUUAAGCCAGACAGUCUGGGUUUGAGCAGCCAGUUCCCCAUGGUGAGACUCUGGGUGAGGUCAUGGGACCAUUUAUAGCUGUGUUUCUGCAUCUGCAGCAAGUGAUAACUUCUGCCUUGCAGGUUACUGUGAGGAGGAAAUGGCCUGUUACAGCCCUGGGCGUCGUGACGAUGGUGCCACUGACUAUGUCGCACCUCUGCAGGCUGGGCCUUGGGAGGACGUUUCCUACAAUAUCCUUGCUCCCUGCCGGGCCUUCUCCUGGGCAGGGACAUCCCCUGGCUUUGAAAUUCCUACCCUUGGUCAGGGCCUCUGGCUGCUCAGUUUAUUGAUUAAAUAUGGGAUUGUUGGGCCCAGGGGAGGCAGUUGUUCAGCCCAACAUGGGCCAAUACCUCUUCUUUGAGUUGGAAAAGCGCUCUUGGGUUUAAUUAGGGCUGACACUGAACAUUACUCAGAGGCAGGCAUGAGGGAGGCUAAACAGAACUGAUGGCACAGCAACUACUUAACCAAAGGCAGGAAGGCCCUGGGUGUCAGGGGCUGGCGCGCCUCUCCUGGCACUGCUGAUGGGCCGGGAGACCAGGCUGAGGCCACCUGUCUAGUUAGGACCAUCCAGGACCUCAGCACACGUCACCUUGAUUUUAUUUUUAGCUGAUUUCCAAUUGUUUUUACAUCGCCCCAGUUCUGUGUGUAUUUCUAAGUGUCAGUAGGAAUGACACCGCUGCUAUUUUUGGAGAGCUGGGUUGGCUUUGGGCGUGACAUCCUUCAUCCACACAGCGGCCAGGCACAGUCGUGGCUCCUCCAUUUGACAGAGGAGACUGCGGCUCCAGUACAGGUGCCAGGAAGUGGCAGAGCCAGGGCUUGACCCAGCUUGGAGGGUCAUUCAGCGCCUGGAAUUGACCACUGCCUGCAGCAGGAGAACGGCCUUCCCGGACGCUGUCCUCACUGGGAGCUCUGGGCUCUUCUGGUGAACAGCCGUGGUGCUGGCAGAGCCAAGGAUGAGGGGGUGCCGAGGGGUCAGGGCCAUGAGCCAUCCACCCAGACGCCAGGGAGGAGGCAGUGGGGCUGAGUUGGCUCUCAAGGGCACUGGCCCUGGGUGAGGGGAAACCACCCUAGCCUGGGGGAUGGCAAGUACCAUCGAAAAUGCCCAUGCGCCUGGAGAGCAUGGUGGGGACUUGGCCAUGCCUAAAGGGGCCCCUCUCUGGGACCACUUCAUGAGGCCACAGGACACCUUCAGGUGGGGUCUCAGGGAGAUACCUCUCCUUUCCCUCCUGAAGUGGAGGGUGAGGGGCCGAAGCCCUGUCCAUUGGCUUAGCCAGAUCCUGACACUUUCCUGAGCAGAGGAUGCGUGUGUGGUGUGUUUGUGACAUGUGUGAAUGUGAUGUGUGUGGUGUAUGUAGCAUGUGCGCUAUGUAUGUGUGUGUGAUGUGUGUGUAGUGUGUGAUAUAUGUAGUGUGUGUGGGAUGUGUGUUGUGUGGUUGUGUUGUGUGGUGGGUUGGAGGGGUGUGCAUGCAUGAAUGUGAUGUGUGUGGGAUAUGUAGUAUGUAUGCUAUGGGUGUGUGUGUGAAGUGUGUGGUGUAUGCAGUGUGUGUGGGAUGUGUGUUGUGUAUGUGUUGUGUUAUUGUGUUUUGUGGUGGGUGUGGAGGGGUGUGCAUGCAUGAAUGUGAUAUGUGUGGUGUAUGUAGUAUGUGUGCUGUGUGUGUGUGGUGUAUGUAGUGUGUGUGGGAUGUGUGUUGUGUAUGUGUUGUGUUAUUGUGUUUUGUGGUGGGUGUGGAGGGGUGUGCAUGCAUGAAUGUGAUAUGUGUGGUAUAUGUAGUGUGUGUGUGUGGGGUGUAUAUGGAGUGUGUGUGGGAUGUGUGUUGUAUGUAUCAUGUAUGGAGUGUAUGUGGUAUAUGUUGUGUGUUGUGUAUGUGUUGUAUGUGUCAUGGGUGUGGAGGAGUGUGCAUGCAUAAAUAUGAUAUGUGUGGUAUAUGUAGUAUGUGUGCUGUGUAUGUGUGUGUGGUGUAUGGAGUGUAUGUGGGAUGUGUGUUGUGUGUAUCGUGUAUGGAGUGUGUGUGGGAUGUGUUGUGUGUUGUGUGCGUCGUGGGUGUGGAGGGGCGUGUGUGCAUGAAUGUGAUAUGUGUGGUGUAUGUAGUGUGUGUGUGUGGGGGUGUGUAUGGAGUGUGUGUGGGAUGUGUGUUGUGUGUGUGUGGGAUGUGUUGUGUAUUGUGUAUGUGUUGUGUGUGAGUGGUAGGUGUGGAGGGGUGUGUGCGGGGAGUCCUCCAGGUACUACACAGAAGGUCUCAGGCCCCGAAAAGUAGCCGUGUUUGCUGUGUCCGUAUUUGUUGUGCUGAGAGGCCACAGACGCUUCGGGACCCAAGCCUGCGAUUAUUCUAGUCAAUAAUCACUUUUUCCCUAGAGUUUUCCAAAGUAAAAUCUUACUUUUUUUUUAACAGAGUCUCGCUCUGUCACGAGGCUGGAGUGCAGUGGCGCGAUCUUGGCUCACUGCAAACUCCUCCUCCCAGGUUCAAGUGAUUCUCCUGCCUCAGCCUCCAGAGUAGCUGGGACUACAAAUGCACCCUGCCACACCCAGCUAAUUUUUGUAUUUUUAGUAGAGACAAGGUUUCACGAUGUUGGUCAGGAUGGUCUCAAUCUCUUGACCCUGUGAUUCGCCUGCCUUGGCCUCCCAAAGUGCUGGGAUUACAGGUGUGAGCCACCAAAUCUUACUCUUUUAUAUAUAAAAAAAAAGGCCCCUCUGUUACUCACAUUCUUUUGUGUUCUUCCCCCUCCUCUCACUAGAUCAAGCUCAGAGAGUGCUCGCCGGGGCAGUGGCCGGAUGCCCAUGUGUGUCCCCUUCCUCAGCAGCCAGUUCCUUCCCAGACGUUGGUCAUGGCGGACCCUUACCAGCCCGCAUUCAUUUUUGUGUACAUCUUACACAUACAUCACUCUGUGUAUUUUAGAUACUGGGGAAGUUUAAUCUCUUAUUUGUAAAAACCCAGUAUUUUCCCCACACCCUGGAGAGUUACCUUGUGCCCGCAGGGUGUCACUUCUUAUUUGGGGGCCACUGGCCCAAUAACUCAACUCGACUCAUGUUGUUUCUUCUAACUACAUCACCCUAGAUUCAUGUGCAAUGAAUUUUCACCUCCCAGCCAGCAGUAAAUAUAGUUAAGUCAAGUGCACAUAACAUAUCUCAGUGCAGGCUACUCAUGAAAAAACCCGCAUUGAAACACCUGGCCAAAUCCUUCGACAUUGAUGGCUUCAGAAUCGAGCUCUCCAGUUCUGGGGAGUUGGCUGUCACAGAGACACCUGCAGCUCCAGGGAAUGUCACAUCACCACCUCUUCCUGCCCUCCCUCGGCUAAGAGGAACCCUAAGCUUUCUCCUUCCUCAUUCCCUCUGCCUGGUUAACCACUGAGUCCCGAUGAAUUUACUACCUUGAUAUUCUUCAGGUGGCUCCACUGUCACCAGCAUGACCUUAGUUUCAGUUGCUAGCGGGUCUAGUUUGGGCAUCCAGUGCCCCGAAUCCUCCAUCUGUGGACAGAAAUAGCUGGUUUACAAAGUCUUCUCCAAGAGCUGACAUGACUUUCCAGCUGUGCUGGGGUCCCCUCUAACAGCAGAGAGGUGACUGUGAGCAUUGGCAAUGCAAGGAGGCCCCACAAACUCCACUGCUUUGGACAGAUGACCCGGCAGCCAUCAGAUUUGCAUCAGAGAGCUCGGUGCCAGGAAGGGACUCUUGGAUGUGACCAGAGGGAGGAGGGGCCGAGGUCACCCCUCCGAUGAGAGUCACGUCUCCCAGUUUGUCCCGUUCCCCCUCCAUUGCGGCUGCACGAUGAGUGCUGGAAGAAGAGCACACGAUGGUUUCAUCCCACAGACACGGACGGGGCAUCUUUAAUGUCCUCCCCCAGAUAAAGAGUCAAGUGUUUUUGUGUUGACUGAUCCUAUUUGGAAGGAAGGGCUCCUUUGGGCCUGAGGCAGCACACACUGGGAGGUGGGGUGGGCACCGGCAUGGGGAGCACCUGGCAGUGAGCACGCAGAGAGGUGAAGCUAUUUGUUUGUGGCCACGUGGGACAAAGGCCCUACUGAGGCUACCAUCUUGGGUAACCACACCAACCUGCCCUCCCUCUUCAGAGGGCAGGAAAAAGGCAACUCAGCCUCUUGUAGGCUCCGUUCUCUCUUAGGCCUGCGUUCACAUCCAGCUGGAGAGAGGGUCCAAUGCAGGCACCUGGUGUUUUAGGGAAUCCCCAGGGUUUAAAUGCAGCUCAGCACUUUCGUGUGGGUUUGCAGAAUGGGGUCUUCUUGUAAGCUUUUAUUUUAGGUUCGGGGGUACGUGUGAAGGUUUGUUACAUAAGUAAACUCGUGUCAUGGGGGUUUGUGGUACAGAUUAGUUCAUCUGUACCCAGGUAUGAAGCUCAUUACCCAACAGUUAUCUCCACUGCUGCUCUCCCUCCGCCCGCCUUCCACAAUGAAGUAGACCCAGUGCUGGGAGAACGGUGUGUUCACAAACGCGAUGUGUGCCUGGUGGAAAUUAUUGCUUUCUCCCUCUCUGCUUUCCCCCACUGAAAUGCUGACCUGGAAAACAUCAAUCUUGCUCUCACAUAAAGCAUUUUUUCUGGGACUGACAGUCAAAGGUCUGAUGUAGAAAUUGAAAUUUCACACUCUGAAGGGCCCAAACGGCUCCAGAGGUCAGUGGGCAGUUGGACCCACUGGUGAGUCACGGGGAGAGAUGCCACCCCGAAUUAACAUCAGCAGACACUUGUGCGUCAGAGGUUCUGUGCACUAAAAACGUUUGGUUGACAUCUGUGCCCCCCCACCACCCCAGCACACAUUCAACUCUUUUAGGCUGAGGGGCACGUCCCGCUCAUCUGGUGAAUACAUCAGCUGAAUGCAAUCUGCUUUCACAAACAGAUGUCCCAGGAGGGUCGGGGGCGGGCCACAGUGAACACUGGUUAGAAGUUACCGGAAGGCUUUUUAUGAAGUUCUUGUUUUGUAGGGUGGGGAGUAGAAUGGCCAGAGAAUUUACUUCAAUUGAAACACACCUAAUUUGGGUGCUUGAACUAGGUAUCUAAAAAUAUUUUUCAAGUCCUCAUCCACAGGGAGAGUUUCUGUUUCCCAUCUGCUUAUUUUCUCAGUCGGUCUUCCUGAAAAGACCAGCAAGAAGUGGCACAGGAUCAGCGUGUGACCCUGGCCAGCCCGACAGGGGAGGCCAGGCCCAUGGCUCCCGGGAUGCUCUGAGGGAUCUCACCCCACGCAGGCGCACGGAGCCACUGCAGCCCUUGUGGACGGAGAACGCUGCCACGUGGCAUGGCGGCUGCCUGCUUCUUCCUGCCUGUUGGUUCCUUUUUGUUUCAGGCCUGCAGGUGUAAUGGCUACACUGUGAGCAAUGCACACAGCAGUGGCAUGUGGUGACAACGGCCAGGCUGUGGUUGUGGUGAUUUGUUACUGAGCAAAAAAAAAACCCCAAAGACAUCUGCUCCCCGGCAGAGGCAGCCAAUGGCAGCCUGGACGCUUUAUUGCUCACAUUCUUUCUGUGUUAGUAACUUUCCCCUCCUUUCUGCGAAUCUCAGAUGCCUCAGAGGGAUGUUUAAAUUGCUAUUGGAUCCCAGGAGACACUGCUAUUUCCUAGUCAGUGUUUCCCUGCCUUGCAUUACUCCCAUGCAAAGCAUCUCCCUCCAGGAGCGCCCAGCUGAGCCCUAUGACUGUCAUUAUCCAUGCAGAUGUGCGGCAGAACAAGUGACUCAAGCCCCAGCCCUCCAUGGGGUCUCUAUCGGGUUAGAGCUCUCAGAAAGCACAGUAUUGGGACCUGGAAUGAGCAAUAUCCCACGGCUGAGAAGGGACAAAUGGCACCGGCUUGGAGAUGAUGGGGAAUGCCAAGGAGGCAAAGUGACACAGAAUUAGAGAGAGAUCACAAAGGCUUCUUCAGAUCUCAAUCCCAGCCUUGACUCCAACAAGCUCUGUGGGCCCUAGCAGGUGCUUUCACUCCCUUAGCUUGUUUAGAUGGAGGGGGUGGGACUCCACCACUUCCCAGGCCCCUCCAACUUUCCUGGUGUAAUUCUGUGGUCUUUGAGAGCUUGCAUUCCAGAAGCUGAGGAAUGCUUCCACAAGGAAAUGCCCAGAAGACCAACGAAACCACCAAGAACGCCUCAUCCAGAAAGAACGAUGUGGUGGCCGAGCCCUGGGGUGCCCUGGUCUCUGCCUCCUGAUACUCACGCUCUUGUGUGAUCUCCUCUGCUGGGGUGUGAGGGUAAUCUGCAGCUGGCUUCUGAUCAACAGAAGAUGGCACAGGAUAAGAGGUGUCUUCCUUUCAUUUCAUUAUAUGAGACUCUGUCAUAGCUGACUUCUGGGAGAAGCUCGCUUGCUGGCCGUGAAGAAGGAAGCCGCCAUAUUGUGUGACAUCUAUGGAGAAGGCCACAUGGCACAGAGCCAUGCCCAUCCUCCAGGAGCCGUGCCCACACUCCUAGCCCAAAGGAACCAGGAGACACCAAAUGCGUGUUGUUUAAUGCCAUUGAGGUUGUGGUGAUUUCUUACUCAGCAAAAACAAAACAAAACACCCCAAAAAGCAACAAUAACAACAAACCACUGAUCCAAUGGAUGCUUGGUCAUGCCCAGAGUGGCCCUAGCUCAGUGGUAGCCUGGGUAGACAGCCACUCUCUCGGGUGCACUGCAGGAGGCUCACGCUGUUCAGAUGGAACAGGACAUCACCUAAACUCCUGCCAUGUUGAAGGCAAGGUGGAGAGAUGGGAGCAAAAGAGUGACAGUUCCCACAGGACACGUAAGCCAGAGGACUGGCUAUUGUAUUGGCCAGAAGUGGGGACCACGAUGACUGCUCCUGGGGCAGUGAGGGCAGCCCGCUCCUUGGGCAAGCCCUGAAGUGGAGGGGGUCAGGGGUGGCCCACAUCAGCCACACAGUGGCAACAACAGCCUGGGGAUCAGACAAGGGGACAAGGCUUGUUGGAGCAGUGACUGCAGGAGCGUUCUGGGACACCAGGAGUAAGGGACAAGGGCAGGAAGACGGAGCUGCCUGGAAUCAAGGUGGACACUUGGAGUGCAAGUGCUGAGGCUGGAACACAGAAUGGCCUUUGCACCCAGCCGCAGGACCAGGGACACCCAGGAUCCCCACAUCAUGGGUGGGAGAAGUGUCUUUAGGUGGGUGACCCAAGUCCCAUCAGCGAGAGCCAAAGUCCAGUCGUGUCCAGUGGGGCAAGAGGAAAACCAAGAUGAUCGUCAGAGAGCACUCCAGACUCUCCAAGUGAGAAUGGAUUGGAAAGAUGCUGACCGCCCAUGGGUCAUUCUGCUUCUGGCCCUGCCCAUGUGCGCAGGCAGCCGAGAAGCCAGGGCAGCGCCCUUGACAGGUCCACAGGGGACACGGUAGCCUUGCGGGGCGGUUUGUUUCCCAGGUGAGCUUCGUGUGAGCAACGGUGGACGAGACGCUGCCUGAUGGCUGUGGUGCUUUAAUUUCUAUGUCAAAAUUUCUCAAAUCUACAGACACGUCUGCGUGAGAGGGGUGUUGGCGCGGGCGCUCUACCUGCAUGCAGUGCCUCACGGAGGUGUCUUGUCGUGAUUUGCGGAAUCGCGUCAUCUGUCUGUGUGUUUGUCCCAGGCGUGAGCCCACAUCGCUGUGGGUAGUUAAGCCUGGCCUGCCUCUGCUCCUCCUGUGUUCUAAGAAAAGCAGAGCCUGCAAGGCUGGAGUUCACUUUUCUCCACGUAAGCUUCCAAAUACAUUUAAGUCAGUCAAUAUUAACAAAAAUGGAAAAAAAAAACCACCAAAGGAUCUUUUUGUGGUCUAAUUUGCAUUCUUCAGCCUUUCACCUAUACCGCCCUGUGUGAGCCCCUCGCUAGCCUGGUGGGCCGGUCUUAUCCUGGGAGACCAGAACCCGAGGCUCAGACCGGUAACUUGCCCAGAGUCUCAGAGGUUGGCAGCGGCACCCCCAGGAUGCCCUCUGCAGCCCAGCGUGUUUUGGUUCGUUUGGGGGCCCACGUACUGCUUUAUGGUCAAGCUGCGUGGCAUGGAUGAAAAUACACGUCUCACUUGGCAUUCUGCAUGACACGGCCACAGAAACAGCGAGACUGACUGUAGAAGACUGUGGGAAUCUGUCCCCUGAGCCCGUUCUUUUGUCCUGACAACUGUCACUUGGACACGUGACAGCCGCGUGAUGUGAGUAAAUGUGAUGUAGGCAGCGCUUGAUUGACAGGCUCGAUGAUCUGCAGCUGGCGCUCCCUGCCUCGGUGGCCUUUGAAAGUCUUCUGCCUUGGGAGGGCUGACCCUCCACGAAGGAGGAGCGGCUGUGAAACACCAGGAGACAGCACCGGUGCUGUGCGUCAGGGACCACGAAGACGGCACGCUUCCUCUGGGGUGUCUGGUGUGCCGCAGGCACCCCGAUGCGAUGUGUUGAUUCAUGUGAGCAAAGGGGUUUCUAGCUCAGCCAGGUGACAUUUGAUGCAUGUGGGAUCCAGGACGUGGCCCCCUCCUGGGUGUAAGACUUGCUUCCACCUGAGGGCAGGGCUGUCUGGCAGAUCCCAGGGAAGGGGCUGGGCGCAUCCUCUACAUGUUGGCUUCACUCUGGGUUGGUGAGAAAUGGGAUUUGUGGUCACAAGGCUGAAAGAAAGGCCCCUGUGAGAGGCUGUGGCUGCAGAUACAUCACAGCCUGAAGCCAGGUGCUGCUCGGGGCCCCAGGAGCCUUCAGCCAGAGCGGCGUUGACGAGGGGUCUUGACGGCUGUGUUCCAUGGCAAGUCCAUGCACAGGUGUGGCGUCGCUCGUGCCGCACAGCCAGGGAAGCUGUUCAGCCGCUUGGCACCUCAGUCCUCGUCUCACCUGAGGCAACUCACCAGCUCCAGUGCUUCCAGAAUGGCUAUGCUGUGACACUCUGUAGAUGAGGAAGAGGGGCCCAGAGAUGGAAGGAAACUGUAUCGCCAGGUGGCUUGAGCAAGAAAAGAAACAUUUCCGUCCCCACUGGAAGGACCACUUUCCCGUUCUUUUGAGAAGCUCUGAGCAUAGUCGGAACAGUUCAGAGCUGCCUCUGGACUACCUGCUUUUCCUUGCCUGAGGCCUCUGGCACAUCUCCCCUUUGAGGCUCAAAGUUUCUACACUUGAUCUGACUCAGAGGUGAAUCUUCUUCAAUUUUCUGUUUGUCUGAAUGAGAUGUGCUCAGCUUCGUGGUGCUAUUGAGAAUAAGAACAAAGCAUCUCUUUGUCUUCAGAGCACUUGCCCUGGCAGCUCUUGACAGCUCGGGCUCUGAAUGAACGUUCCCAAUACUUCGUUUGUUAUUAAAGUGGAAUUCUUGGUCCAUCUCCACACUGAAUCUAAUGCUUGUGGAAAGAUUCAUCUUAGCCCACCUGUAGAACUUGGUUUAUACGCAAGAGACCUUGAGACUCUUUGAAUUCGAAUGUUGGAAGCCUUCAAAAUGCAAGAAAAAUGUCAGGACAUUCUUUUUUUUUUUUGAGAUGGAGUGUUGCUCUUGUCGCCCAGGCUGGAGUGCAAUGGGGUAACCUCAGCUCGCUGCCACCUCUGCCUCCCAGGUUCAAGCGAUUCUGCCUUCUCAGCCUCCGGAGUAGUUGGGAUUACACGCAGCCACCACGAUACCUGGCGAAUUUUUUUGUAUUUUUAGUAGAGAUGGGGUUCCACCAUGUUGUCCAGGCUGGUCUCAAACCCCUGACCUCAAGUGAUCCACCCGCCUCGGCCUCCUGAAGUGCUGGGAUUAUGCCACUGUGCCCAGCCAAAGUCAGUACAUUCUGUUUUUCGGAGAAAGAGGAAAAGCAUGAGGAAUCCAAUUUAUCUUGAGGGUUCAUGAAAAGAAAGACACUCCGAUACCCUGAGUCUGACGUCUACUCUCAGCUGUCUGUUUGAUGCUGCUGGAAUGUUUCUUUCCUCAGUCCUUUGGGACCACUCAAAAUAAGUGAUUAUAAAAUCAAUCCUUUCCUUCACAAAUUAAGGCAGAGAAGUGAACUAAAGUAUUUUAAAUGAGAAAGUUGAAAAAAAAAAGUUUUCUGGAUAGCUCCACUUUUCUAGAAAAUUCUAUCAAUCUGUGACCUCCAUGUCCCUGACGCUGAGAUUUCUGGCACCUUUGUCUCAGCUUUCUGUCUGUCUGUGGUUGGCUUACAGCCCUGAACCUAAGGUUAGCAGCAGACCUAGAAUUUAAAACUAGAGCUUGUUUUUAAAACUCAGGCACGGAAGCUCGCCCUCGUACCUCAGCCUUCCUCAGGAAGGGAUUCUCAUUGUCUUCCUGAGCAUCUGAGGUCUCUCUGGUGAUUCACAGGAUACUCUUGGCUUCCCUACUAGACUGGUCAGCUCUGGUGCUUAGAACUGGAUGGGCUGCCCUUAAGCCUUGCCUGGGAUGGAGUGCAGGGGACAGGCACCCCUGAUGCCCAGGAGCCCGUCCCUCGGGUCACCUUCCAGAUGCAGCACCCCAACGAAACACCAUGAAGACGAAUGUUUCCUGUGGUCGUCCCGCUUCUGGUAGGUCACGUCGUGCCAAGUACUGAGUAGAAAAAUAGUUUUUCAACACAUAUGCCCUGUAAAAAAUUCUCAGGAAAGAAGAACACAUGGAACAUCUUAGAAAAUUAAUUAAUCCACCUCAAGUCCUCUUCCUCCAAUGCCUACGAGAGCUAAUUGCUGAGAGAGAAAACGCUGAGAGCCAAUUGCUGAGAGUCAGGCGAAUGCACAUGCCGAAGAUAUAAACCAGCAGGGGACGACUUUGGGGAACAUUUUUAAAACAAAGCAUAUUCCGAUGCGUUUGAAUUGUGCAUUGGUGAGGAGAUUCAGACUUUCCACCACUGGAGCAGCCACGGCUGCUGUGUGUGUUUAAGGGCAACACACAUGUUUCAAGGAUUUUGUUUUGUAUAUUUGUUUUCCCUACAGAGCUGGGAUUUGCAAGGCAAACAUGCCUCUUACUUUAGAGGAAUGGGCUUUGAAGACGGAGAAAUAAAACACCAAAAUCACGUAACAUUUAUGAACGUAAUUUCUUUCUGAUUUCAUGAUAAUUUUAAUUAAAAUGAGAGGAACCCAUGAGAUGAUUAUAUGUCUGGUGAGCAGAAAGUCCUGAGCAACUCUCCCUCUUGAGGAAGGCUGAGGUAUGAGGGCGAGCUUCCAUGCCUGAGUUUUAAAAACAAGCUCUAGUUUUAAAUUCUAGGUCUGCUGCUAACCAGCUGUAGAUGUUGGGAAGUCAUCCUCUUCAUCGGCAAACGCUUAAAAGGAAUACUUGCUUACAGGGUUUUUGCACUUUGAAAUCCAGCUAUGCAACUCAUUAUUUCUUUCAGCUGUGGCCACAUUCAGGAUCCCAGGGUGUACUAAAAUCUCUUUGAAAAUCAGAAAGCAAAGAGGAAGGAAGAAACAUUGCCGUUUCCCUGUUCCCAGCGUGGUCGAAGGAUGCCGAGUGAUGGAAAGUUACAUUGAUUAAUGCGAUUCCUGUGCGCUCUCCGAUCUGCCAGAUUCUACAUAAACUCUUUCCCUACCCAGUCUUUGUGAUUCGUGCUUUCUCUGUUUUUUUUUUUUUUUUAAUUUUUUUAUUGGAUUAUAGGUUUUGGGGUACAUGAGCAGAGCAUGCAAGACAGUUGCAUAGGUACACACAUGGCAGUGUGCUUUGCUUUUCUUCUCCCCUUCACCCACAUUUGGCAUCUCUCCCCAGGCUAUCCCUCCCCACCUCCUCCUCCCACUGGCCCUCCCCUUUUCCCCCCAAUAGACCCCAGUGUUUAGUAUUCCCCUUUCUGUGUCCAUGUGUUCUCAUUUUUCAUCACCCACCUAUGAGUGAGAAUAUGCGGUGUUUCAUUUUCUGUUCUUGUGUCAGUUUGCUGAGGAUGACGUUCUCCAGAUUCAUCCAUGUCCCUACAAACGACACAAACUCAUCAUUUCUGAUUGCUGCAUAAUAUUCCAUGGUGUAUAUGUGCCACAUUUUUCCAAUCCAGUCUAUUAUCAAUGGGCAUUUGGGUUGAUUCCAGGUCUUUGCUAUUGUAAACAGUGCUGCAAUGAACAUUCGUGUACAUGUGUCCUUAUAGUAGAACGAUUUAUAGUCUUUUGGAUAUAUACCCAGUAAUGGGAUUGCUGGGUCAAAUGGAAUUUCUAUUUCUAAGGCCUUGAGGAAUCGCCACACUGUCUUCCACAAUGGUUGAACUAAUUUACACUCCCACCAACAGUGUAAAAGUGUUCCUUUUUCUCCACAUCCUCUCCAGCAUCUGUUGUCUCCAGAUUUUUUAAUGAUCGCCAUUCUAACUGGCGUGAGAUGGUAUCACAAUGUGGUUUUGAUUUGCAUCUCUCUGAUGAGCAGUGACGAUGAGCAUUUUUUCAUAUGAUUGUUGGCCUCAUAUAUGUCUUCUUUCGUAAAGUAUCUGUUCAUAUCCUUUGCCCACUUUUGAAUGGGCUUGUUUGUUUUUUUCCUGUAAAUCUGUUUGAGUUCUUUGUAAAUUCUGGAUAUCAGCCCUUUGUCAGAUGGGUAGACUGCGAAAAUUUUUUCCCAUUCUGUUGGUUGCCAAUCCACUCUAGUGACUGUUUCUUUUGCCGUGCAGAAGCUGUGGAGUUUGAUUAGGUCCCAUUUGUCUGUUUUGGCUUUUGUUGCCAAUGCUUUUGGUGUUUUGUUCAUGAAGUCCUUGCCUACUCCUAUGUCCUGGAUAGUUUUGCCUAGAUUUCCUUCUAGGGUUUUUAUGGUGCCAGGUCUUAUGUUUAGGUCUUUAAUCCAUCUGGAGUUAAUUUUAGUGUAAGGUGUCAGGAAGGGGUCCAGUUUCUGCUUUCUGCACAUGGCUAGCCAGUUUUCCCAACACCAUUUGUUAAACAUGGAAUCCUUUCCCCAUUGCUUGUUUUUGUCAGGUUUAUCAAAGAUUGUAUAGUUGUAUGUAUGUUGUGUUGCCUCCGGUGCCUCUGUUUUGUUCCAUUGGUCUAUAUCUCUGUUUUGGUACCAGUACCAUGCUGUUUUGAUUACUGUAGCCUUGUAGUAUAGUUUGAAAUCUGGUAGUGUGAUGCCCCCCGCUGUGUUCUUUUUGCUUAGAAUUGACUUGGCUAUGCAGGCUCUCUUUUGGUUCCAUAUGAAGUUCAUGGUGGUUUUUUCCAGUUCUGUGAAGAAAGUCAAUGGUAGCUUGAUGGGGAUAGCGUUGGUUCUGUAAAUUACUUUGGGCAGUAUAGCCAUUUUCACGAUAUUAAUUCUUCCUAACCAUGAACAUGGAAUGUUUCUCCAUCUGUUUGUGUCCUCUCUGAUUUCGUUGAGCAGUGGUUUGUAGUUCUCCUUGAAGAGGUCCCUUACGUUCCUUGUCAGUUGUAUUCCUAGGUAUUUUAUUCUUUUUGUAGCAAUUGCGAAUGGCAGUUCGCUCUUGAUUUGGCUUUCUUUAAGUCUGUUAUUGGUAUAUAGGAAUGCUUGUGAUUUUUGCACAUUGAUUUUAUAUCCUGAGACUUUGCUGAAGUUGUUUAUCAGUUUCAGGAGUUUUUGGGCUGAGGCAAUGGGGUCUUCUAGGUAUACUAUCAUGUCGUCUGCAAAUAGAGACAAUUUGGCUUCCACCUUUCCUAUUUGAAUACCCUUUAUUUCUUUUUCUUGCCUGAUUGCUCUGGCUAGAACUUCCAGUACUAUAUUGAAUAGGAGUGGUGAGAGAGGGCAUCCUUGUCUAGUGCCAGAUUUCAAAGGGAAUGCUUCCAGUUUUUGCCCAUUCAGUAUGAUAUUGGCUGUUGGUUUGUCAUAGAUAGCUUUUAUUACUUUGAGAUACAUUCCAUCGAUACCGAGUUUAUUGAGGGUUUUUAGCAUAAAGGGCUGUUGAAUUUUGUCAAAUGCCUUCUCUGCGUCAAUUGAGAUAAUCAUGUGGUUUUUGUUUUUGGUUCUGUUUAUGUGGUGAAUUACGUUGAUAGACUUGCGUAUGUUGAACCAGCCUUGCAUCCCCGGGAUGAAUCCUACUUGAUCAUGAUGAAUAAGUUUUUUGAUUUGCUGUUGCAAUCGGCUUGCCAAUAUUUUAUUGAAGAUUUUUGCAUCUAUGUUCAUCAUGGAUAUUGGCCUGAAGUUUUCUUUUCUCGUUGGGUCUCUGCCAGGUUUUGGUAUCAGGAUGAUGUUGGUCUCAUAAAAUGAUUUGGGAAGGAUUCCCUCUUUUUGGAUUGUUUGAAAUAGUUUUAGAAGGAAUGGUACCAGCUCCUCCUUGUGUGUCUGGUAGAAUUCGGCUGUGAACCCGUCUGGACCUGGGCUUUUUUUGUGAGGUAGGCUCUUAAUUGCUGCCUCGACUUCAGACCUUGUUAUUGGUCUAUUCAUAGUUUCAGCUUCCUCCUGGUUUAGGCUUGGGAGGACACAGGAGUCCAGGAAUUUAUCCAUUUCUUCCAGGUUUACUAGUUUAUGCGCAUAUAGUUGUUUGUAAUAUUCUCUGAUGAUGGUUUGAAUUUCUGUGGAAUCUGUGGUGAUUUACCCUUUAUCAUUUUUUAUUGCAUCUAUUUGGUUGUUCUCUCUUUUAUUUUUAAUCAAUCUGGCUAGUGGUCUGUCUAUUUUGUUGAUCUUUUCAAAAAACCAGCUCUUGGAUUUAUUGAUUUUUUGAAGGGUUUUUCGUGUCUCAAUCUCCUUCAGCUCAGCUCUGAUCUUAGUAAUUUCUUGUCUUCUGCUGGGUUUUGAGUUUUUUUGAUCUUGCUCCUCUAGCUCUUUCAAUUUUGACGAUAGGGUGUCAAUUUUGGAUCUCUCCAUUCUCCUCAUAUGGGCACUUAUUGCUAUACACUUUCCUCUAGAGACUGCUUUAAAUGUGUCCCAGAGGUUCUGGCACGUUGUGUCUUCCUUCUCAUUGGUUUCGAAGAACUUCUUUAUUUCUGCCUUCAUUUCGUUGUUUACCCAGUCAACAUUCAAGAGCCAGUUGUUCAGUUUCCAUGAAGCUGUGCGGUUCUGGGUCGGUUUCUGAAUUCUGAGUUCUAACUUGAUUGCACUAUGGUCUGAGAGGCUGUUUGUUAUGAUUUCAGUUGUUUUGCAUUUGUUGAGCAGUGCUUUACUUCCAAUUAUGUGGUCAGUUUUAGAGUAGGUGUGAUGUGGUGCUGAGAAGAAUGUGUAUUCUGUGGAUUUGGGGUGGAGAGUUCUGUAAAUGUCCACCAGUUUUGCUUGCUCCAGGUCUGAGUUCAAGCCCUGGAUAUCCUUGUUUAUUUUCUGUCUGGUUGAUCUGUCUAGUAUUGACAGUGGAGUGUUAAAGUCUCCCACUAUUAUUGUGUGGGAGUCUAAGUCCUUUUGUAAGUCAUUAAGAACUUGCCUUAUGUAUCUGGGUGCUCCUGUGUUGGGUCCAUAUAUGUUUAGGAUCGUUAGCUCUUCUUGUUGUAUCGAUCCUUUUACCAUUAUGUAAUGGCCUUCUUUGUCUCUUUCGAUCUUUGUUGCUUUAAAGUCUAUUUUAUCAGAGAUGAGAAUUGCAACUCCUGCUUUUUUUUGCUUUCCAUUAGCUUGGUAAAUCUUCCUCCAUCCCUUUAUUUUGAGCCUUUGUGUAUCCUUGCAUGUGAGAUGGGUUUCCUGGAUACAGCACACUGAUGGGUUUUGGAUUUUUAUCCAAUUUGCCAGUCUGUGUCUUUUGAUGGGUGCAUUUAGUCCAUUUACAUUUAGGGUUAAUAUUGUUAUGUGUGAAUUUGAUACUGCCAUUUUGAUGCUAAGUGGCUGUUUUGCCUGUUAGUUGUUGUAGAUUCUUCAUUAUGUUGACGCUCUUUAGCAUUCAGUGUGAUUUUGGAAUGGCUGGUACUGAUUGAUCCUUUCUAUGUGUAGUGCCUCUUUUAGGAGCUCUUGUAAAGCAGGCCUGGUGGUGACAAAAUCUCUGAGUACUUGCUUGUUCGCAAAGGAUUUUAUUCUUCCUUCACUUCUGAAGCUCAGUUUGGCUGGAUAUGAAAUUCUGGGUUGAAAGUUCUUUUCUUUAAGAAUGUUGAAUAUUGGCCCCCACUCUCUUCUGGCUUGUAGUGUUUCUGCCGAGAGAUCUGCUGUGAGUCUGAUGGGCUUCCCUUUGUGGGUGACCCGACCUUUCUCUCUGGCUGCCCUUAGUAUUCUCUCCUUUAUUUCAACCCUUUUGAAUCUGACGAUUAUGUGCCUUGGGGUUGCUCUUCUUGCGGAAUAUCUCUGUGGUGUUCUCUGUAUUUCCUGCAAUUGAGUGUUGGCCUGUCUUGCUAGGUGGGGGAAAUUUUCCUGGAUGAUGUCCUGAAGAGUAUUUUCCAGCUUGGAUUCAUUCUCUUCGUCCCCUUCUGGUACACCUAUCAAACGUAGGUUAGGUCUUUUCACAUAGUCCCACAUUCCUUGGAGACUUUGUUCAUUCCUUUUUGCGCUUUUUUCUCUGAUCUUGGUUUCUCGUUUUAUUUCAUUAAGUUGGUCUUUGACUUCAGAUAUUCUUUCUUCGGCUUGGUCAAUUCGGCUAUUGAAACUUGUGUUUGCUUCGCGAAGUUCUCGUAUUGUGUUUUUCAGCUCCUUUAAUUCAUUCAUAUUCCUCUCUAAGGUAUCCAUUCUUGUUAUCAUUUCCUCGAAUCUUUUUUCAAAUCUUUUUUCAAGGUUCUUAGUUUCUUUGCAUUGAUUUAAUACAUGAUCUUUUAGCUCACAAAAG
Molecule: messenger RNA, 45612 nt
Organism: Callithrix jacchus (white-tufted-ear marmoset)
Lineage: Eukaryota; Metazoa; Chordata; Mammalia; Primates; Cebidae
Source: RefSeq, a predicted model, not a curated record